Molecule: messenger RNA, 58862 nt
Organism: Podarcis lilfordi (Lilford's wall lizard)
Lineage: Eukaryota; Metazoa; Chordata; Lepidosauria; Squamata; Lacertidae
Source: the annotation of a GenBank genome assembly
GGGAGAGAUAAGAGAGAGAGAGAGAGAGAGGAGGAAAAAGGAGAGAGGAGAAGGAAGGAACAACAAGGAAGAAAGGGGACAAUACAAUCAUGCUGUGCUGUAUGAGAAGAACAAAACAGGUAGAGCUGAAGAUUUUAUACCUCUUUUCCGCCGAGAAAUUCCUAAGACUUGUGGGCUUAAUGUGCGUUGGAUCUGCGUGCAGGAGAGAAAGAAAGAAUCUUUUUUUUCUUAAUAUAGGAAACUGCUUCCUUUGCAAUUCUUUAGCAUCUUCCCACGAAAGGCUCAGAUCACACCCCUUCCAUGUAUGCAACGGAGGGGUGGUUUUUCCCUCUCUUUCUCUGCCUCCCGUGGAGUUGGCGGGUGGGUGGGUGGGGGGAAGGCUGCCUAAUGAUCAGAACUGGGGAGCAAUAAGGGGGAUAUCCUUGUUAGACACACCUGGGGGAGGGGGGUCGUGGGAAUGUACGUGGCAUAGGAUUGUCUAUUUCGGAUUUGUCGAGGGUGUGUGGAUAUGGAUGGGAGGAAGGAGAGAGGAAAAUGGAGAGGGGGAGCGUUGAGGCAAUUCCCUUUCAUACACCCCUUCCCGAGCUACCAUGUGAAUCUUAGCUGAGAGAUGUUUUCUGUCUGUGAUUGUACUGAUAGAGAUUAGAAGGAGCUUGGAAGAUGGAUGUGGGCUUUCCUUCUCUUUUUCUUUAAGCAACUUGAAGAAGAAUAGCUCUACCAUUCCUCCCAUUGCCUUUUAAAUUUUUUUUCUUAGGGGUGGGGGAAACAAAUGAGCUGCUAGGAGAGAUUAGGGGUGUGGGCUGGGGUUCCCUCUGCAAUUCCUUUCAUGCCGGGGACACUUGGACAACUGUGCACCAGCUGGUAAAAGAGACAGAGGACCACGCCUCUGUUAGCUCUCAGCUACGGUGGGAUGGGGAAGAUGGAACAGUAUAUCAACUUGGUGGAACCUGGUUAAUUUCUAGUUGGCCCACAAGGUUUGGGGGGGAGGCAAGUGGGGUUUUGUGGAAAGACUGAAAAGGCAUUUCAUUUCCAGUAAUUAAUGAUAAAAUUGUAAAGACGCCCUCAGACAGUCUUCUGCCCCUCCCCUCCACACACCUAUAAACUCCACUGCUGGUCAAUGGUCAAGUCUGCUCCAAAUCCUUCUUUGUGGAGAGCAAUUUAUCUUAUUCAUCAUGUGGUCUAACUUCUGAUUUAUUCAAACUGGACCAGGAUUUUGGUGUCUUUGAUGUGUGGAAAAAGGAUUUUGUAGAUGUAUAGGUUUUAAAAGAGAAAUCUCAGUAGGUUGGUUUUUUUUAAUAAAAAAAAUCUUGCAUCUGGCAGCUUCCUUCCAGUAUAUCAGCUUGUUCCAUAAUGCAGCAUCUAGGGUGUUGGGUGGGUGGAAACUGUGGUGAUUGAAAUGGUUAUUUGUGACUACUGAAUAUCUGGAUUUUGAAAAGCGGCAUGCCUUUCCGAGCCAACAUAUAUGUUAGAAAGGUGGUCUGGAAGAUCUCUAGGGUGGGGUUGGUGAACGGGAACUUCCACUUGCAAUAGCAUCUAUUUCCGAAUGUGUGUGUGUGUGUGUUUUAGACACACUCCAGUUGGUGGUACAUUCACUAAAUCCUGAAGCAGAGUGGACAUAGAACAUGUUGCAGUCAGCCAGCAGAGCAUAUUCAGUAGCCAUAUGUGGGAUGAAAAGGCAGCAGGAGGAAGGCAAAAAUGACACAGCAGUGAGUGGAGAGGCUUAACACAUUUUAAAAUAAGGUAGCAGCAGCCUCUGAAGGUUUUGGAAGUGAUAGGCUUGUGAGAGGAACAGUCACCAUCUUUUCAAAGGAGAGCACAUGGCUAAUAUCCUACCCACCUCAUGGUUAUGCUCUUAUACUUUUUCUAUGUAUGUGGGUGGGUUUUUAUGCUUCCUAGUUUUCAUGCACAUUUAUAAAUCUGUGCUGGAUUAAAAAAGAAAAGAAAAAGAUACUCUUUCAGACACCAGCCACACCCCUGAGUGCAUUUCCAUGGAUGCAACCAUACAUAGAGCAUUUUCCCACACAUCUAAAUAUACCUAUCAAUAUACAAUUCAGUGCACAUACUUUUGCAGACACAAAGAGACACACCCAUGCACAUACCCACUCAUUCAUACACACAGACAUAACUGCACACAGGUGCAAACCUCUAUUCAGACACACCCACACAUGCAUCUCCGUUCUACCCUGAGAGUUAUACUGCUUGUGCGCACACACAGAUCAUGCUCAUAAAACACAUGGAAGUUCAAACCUAUACGUUAUAAACUGAACCUAGAGGAAGUGAAGUAACCCCUCUCUUCCCAUCCUUGACCCUCUUCCUGCUCUUCCUUUCAACUAUUCAGAAAAGGAAAGCCAGAUAACAGACAACCAUGAUCUGAAGUGGGUGUUUCCAAAUUUAAGGGAGGUUUAUUUGCUUCCUGGGGAAUCCCCUCCUGUAUUUUUGCUUGCAAAAGGACAAAUAGCAGAAUCCUUUUUGGGGCUGGGAGUUGGGUGUGGGUGGACUCUGAAGUACAUAUCUGUUUCCAUGCAUCUAUGUUGAUCAUAUGUAUUUGAAUGUAUAUGUGGUAUUCUAGAAGGAUAGAUGUAGAAGCACAUAUAUCCAAUUUUAGCCUACCCCAUUCAAAAUCUAUGCCUAUAGUUUGUUUGUGCCUGUAACCGGAAUGCACAGAAUGAAACAUUAUACCUAACUGGCCUUGCAGAGGCACUACCUAGAUUUUUAACACCUUGGCAGCUGUAUGCCUUUAAAAAACCCCACCACCAUUAAAAUGCUGAAAGGUGAUGCAGAAGAAGAAUUGGAGAUUAUGUUUGGGUAUAUUUUGAAGAUAAACUCCUAAAGUUUAUGUUGUACUCUGUGCUUGGAAAUGUGCCUUAUAUAUAUGUUCCAUUAACCAAUGGCUGUGCUUCUCCUGUUUUCUACUAUAUAUUGGAACAGACAAAUACUAUGUGAGUAAAGUGCUCAGUAAUGGAUGGAAUGGGUGAUUAAAUGAGAGCUAGCAUUUCCCACUUGUAGGUGAGAUGAUCCUUGCCUUAUUCAUUGCUUCCCUGAUGCAAUACACUUGUGUUUGAGAGAAAGAGAGGUUUCAACCCUGCCACACCCAUGAAAUCAAAGGAAGGGGAGGGGUACAAGGAGGAGGUGGAAGAAGAAAAAGAAGGGAGAGCCUGCAUUUCUUCCCUCUUCCACAGGAGUAGCAUGGACAAGCUAGGAUCUAUCUAUCUAUCUAUCUGGACACUGUUUAAUGCAACUGUAGAGCAAUCUACAGUUAGGCAACUGUUUCAGCAAUUAGUGUUGGAUAGUGUAGUGCCUUUUAAAACACCAGGAAGGCAGAAAGGUACGGGGAAGAUGGAAAGAAAUACAGGAAUAAGCACCAGAGAGGAGGUUUUAUUUCUUCAGGGUAUCAUCUGUCUCAUUUUUUUAAAAAACCCUUACUUAUGCUGCAUAAUGCAGAGGUUGCAAACUUGCAAGGGGUGAUAUGUACCUUUAAAUACUGAGGCAGGGAGGAGGUGAAGCCAUCUCCCUUCUUUGUGGGAGGGAAACUCAAGCAUCUGCAGCUGAUUCCCCCCCCCCCCCCGAUAUAAUGGGCUACAGCAAUAUCAUCAAAUAAAGCCCACAGAACUAUAUCACUUGGCACUGGCUGUAGAUCAUGGCUAGAGCUUAUCUUGCAGACAGACAUGACAUGCGGCUUCUCAAAACUUUUAAUUUUAGCUUGAGAGGGUUUUUUUGUGGCUGGAGGCUUUUGAGGAUCUUACGUUCCAUUCAUGACUAUUGUCUUUGAAGAUUUCUUAUAAAUCAAGCAUCUGCAUGGAAAUACUCAGUCUCAGUUCUCUUCCUCCUCUCUCCCUCCCCUCCCCCCUCCCCUCCAAUUUCUGAACUCCUUGGUUAUUAUAGAAAUGGAUUUUUCAUAAAUCACUUAAUGUAACCCAUCCCCCAUUGCAUAGAUGAGCUUCCCAAGAGGUUUAAUUGAAAGCAGUUCUUCCAUAAAGUAAAAGGGAACCAAGAUGGUUAGUGGAAGAUGUCAUCCUUUCCUUGUCGGUACAACUUUCCCAUCAGCAUUCAUAGCCACAUGUCAGAACUAAAGGGGCGUUUGUGGUUCUUUGAAUUUGUAUUGAAUUGUAUUGAGUUACAGAGUUCUGACAUAAGAGUUUUUAAAGCAUAUUUCAUAAGGGAAAUAAGGCCUUCCUAAGAAACACCUUGAAAACAUGGCUAUGCCAGCACAUCUGUCCAUAACCACACCCAUAGUCAUGAUUUCGAGCUGUUUCUAGAGAAGAUAUAUGGUGUAGGGCUUUCUCUCUUAAGCUGAGCAAAAGAAAGCAGUUUUUCAAAUGGAGAUUGUAUUUCCAUGUUGGAAAGGUUUUCAGAACUUAGAAUUCUCCCAGCCACUUCUUCAGUCAACAUUUAGGUAAUAUGUAUAACCUGAGGCUGUCUUCCUGUGUGAGGGCAAGAUGAUGCGACUGUUGCAAAGGCAAUGUCCACAGAUUAUAUGAAUUCAGAAUACACCCCCUUGUCUGCAGCUCUUUUAUGCUGUGCCUAUCUUUUUCACAUUAGGUGUGUAAAAUACUAAGACCUUUGAUCCUCUCUUUCUGUGAUUCGUUUGUAAAACAGUUAUCACAUGCUGUGGGGGGCACGGCUCUGCUGGUCAGAGGCUGCGUUGAGUGCUUUGCCUUUCACUGUGCUGAAGGGUGUGGAUGGUCCAAAACCUCUGCUUGUUCUAUUCUCAAUAUGUGUAUCUAUAAAUGAUUGACUUUCUCAGUCACACAGGGAGCAUAUAAACUGCAGGUUCCAAGUGGCUCACACUGAGAAGAUGUUUGCAGCCUGGGUAGUCUCUUCCUGCCCCAUGGCGUGAUUUUAUGCACAACUCCUGAGCUUUGUUUUGUCCCACACCACAGAGGCAUACAUUAUCAAAGGGCUCAGCUUCUCCCAUGAUCUUUGAGUUUAUAACCUGCAGGCUCCUUCUUGCUGCUGUGUGUCAACUGAGAGUUUUUGACAUCCCAUUUUGAAUGGGUUCAUAUACCUUCAGGGUGCAAAGUUUUUCAAAAAAAGGACAUUGCAUUGUAUAUAGAACUUGCCCAUGCCUGACUCCCAUAGAGGCCUAGUUUUCAGGACUGCCAUCUAUUUGGAACUCCCCGUGAAAGUGAGCAAUCAGAAGUAAGGGUCAUGACUGCUCUUUGCAAUGGUACCAAGUGACUGAGUUCUGGUAGAAGGGGGUUUAAUGCAAAGGGAAAGGAUUUGGUUCACACCAGUGGUUGCUACCAGAAAAAACUACUCCAUGUUGUCUUGCCUGUAAUCUGCAAGAGUCACAGCAUAUGGGUCAUGUGAAUUACUUCCUCACCUGGUUACAUCCCAUGUCUGCACCAAGGGCUCCAAUGAAGGCAUGGCGUUAGUGUGGAAAGGAAUAGCACAACUAGAAAGUGUCAUAUGAUUCAGUGCUUGUAUAUCUUACUGCUGCACUGUGCAGACCAACUACUCAAGAACAAUUUUGGUGGGGCCCAUGAGGCUACAGAGAACCAUGCCAGAAUGGGGCCUAACUCACUCGCUGUGGAAUGGGUUUCCACAGGCAGCAAUCAGCAAAUGGAUGAAGCAGCCUGAGACCACAUUUGUCAGAGCAUGAAAACAGUUGUUAAUACCUAAAGGGAGUGACUUUCAGGGAUGUCUGAUGAUAGGCCACAUUCCCCAUGACCUGAAAGCUUCAUGUGCUACAAGAUGUGUCAGAAACCACACUGAGGAACUUGACAAGGUACUUGAAAGGCAAUAGAACGUAAGCAGCCUCCUAUGCAAGAAGGGUGUUUUGCUUUGUGUUUUUCCUUAUAGAAAUGUUGGAUAAAGAUGAGAACUAUUUCCUGAGUUAGUGCCUGGCAUGCUCUGGUCCAUGGGGUCACGAAGAGUCGGACACAACUAAACAACAACAAUUUCCUGAGUUAACAUCCAGUUAGGAUGAGAAACAGAGCAACAGAUGUUAGAAAGUUACAAUACUAAAAAAAAUGGAAGAUUCAGAAUCACACUAGUCAACAGUGUUCACACAAGUAAAAAACAACAAACAUGGGAAAUGUACUCUUCCAUGUUGAAUGGUAUGCCUGUACCUAAUCACACUGAAACAUUUCUACAUGUUAUUGACUCAUUUUGCUAUGGAAUGUGUGUUUUCCCAAGCAACACGAUUGGGGCCAAUUCCAUGGGCCUUUACUUCUCAAUCACCACCAUGCCUGAUGGGACUGUAAUAACUGUCUGGGUCUUCCUCACCUGACCACUAGCCCUUUCUCAUGUGAUUAUAGUAUUCAUACACAAGCUGUAGUUGUACUGGAUAGCAAUGCAGCAGAGCAACCUCUAUGCAAUUGUGCACAUGUGAAGGAGGCCUGGGGUGAAACGAAAACAUGGUUUGCUAAAAGGAAAGGAGCAUAUGGGUCAGUGGCAUCAGGUGGGUGGGUUUACACAGGAAUCCAAAUUCGUUUGGAAAAGCUUCUGGCCCAGCUGAGAUAGGCAGACUAAUCUUAUGCAUAUCUAUUAAGAAUUAAGUCACAUUACAUUUACAUCCGUAGUUUCCUCCAAGGAGUUCAAGGUUGCACACAUAGUUCUCUUCCUCAUUUUAUCAUCACAACAACCCUGUGAAGUAGGUUACGCUGAGAGUGAAUAACUGGCCCAAGGUCACCCAGCGAGCUUCAUGGCAGAGUGGAGAUUGGAACCCUGGUCUCCCAGGUCCUAGUCCAGGACUCUAACCACCAUAGCACCCCGACUCUCACAUUGCUGCCACACACUAGUAGAGGUUGGGAAGGUAUUCAUUUCAUACCUUCCCUUUUAAGGUCUUUGGAUCUCCCCAUGGAGCUCCAUUUUAUAAUCUGAAAAUGAUUGCUGUGUUUAAAAUAAUGUGCAGUUUUGGACCAAGGGAGAAGGAAACAGUUUCACAUAAUUCUAGAGCAAUGAAACUGUAAUAUACAGAAAUUUGCUGCAGGUCUACAGAAAGUAUUCCCCCCCUUGCUUCACGCAUAGUGGUGCGAGAGCCCCUUUUCUCUGAUGCAAUCCCAUGGCCUGUUUAACUCCAUGUGGAUGAUGCAACCCCAUGGUCAGGGCCCUUUCCCAUGGACUUCCCCUCCUGUCUAGGUACCAGUCAGGUGGGAAAGACUCGUGUGAUGUGAUAGGCUCUCCCCGUGUGCAGAAUCAGACGCAUGGAACUGCUUCAUGGGGAAGUAGGCCCUAUGCCACUGCUGCUGUGUGUGAAGAUCUUGAAGUGGACGGCUGAACUUUGGAACUCAUUGCUGAUAGGUUUGAUAAUUCCCAAAUGACUAAAAUGCACGCGAAUAAGAAAUGCAGUGCCUAAUACUGUGAAGAUGGCGAGGGAGUUCUUGCACUUUGUGAUACUUGUACUUGAGUGGAAAAUGGUAUUAGUAUUGGUCCUGUUUUCACACUGUGCUUUAACUCAGAUCAACAGAGAUUACUGAGCUAUGCCCACCAUUUUGUUAGCCAUUAGUAUUGAGACAUCUAGGUUAGGGUUGCCAUAUUUCAAAAAGUGAAAAUCCAGUCAGAAAGGUGGUUGAGCUUUUCUUUCCCAUGUCUGGCAACCCAAAGAUCCACAUUCUGGUUCUACUUUUCUCCUGCUGGAUUUCUGCUGAGCAUGUUUCUCCCUGCAUGCCAAUCUCUCUUUCUAUGACUCUGAGCUAAUACUUCGCAUGGGGAUUCUGCGUUUUAAUUUAGACAACAUUUGCAUAACUGUUUUGAAUUCCUAGAUGCAAGGUCACACAUGUUUUCACCGAGAGUCUUUUGUGUAGGGGGAAAAAAGCCCACAAUUUCGCUUCUCAGUAAUUUGUGAAAACAUUAAUUACUGGAUAUAGCUUAUUACCAGACAAGUGCUGUCCUGGCUGGAUCUCAUGGGGAAGAGAUGGGCAAAAGGUAGAGCUUUGAGUGCAAAGGAAGCUUAAAAAAGAAAAUUCAAUGAGAAAGCAGGGAGGGAGUAAGAGUUACUGCAUUUGUAGGAUUGGUUCCUGAGUCUCUGGGCCACAGAUGGUUCAUGGUUUUUGCUGAACAAAGGGAAUCUGAUUUUGAUAGAUUAUGAUAAUUCUCUUUAUUGGGUUGUAUCCAACUAAGUUCUACUUAGUAUUCUUGGGUACAAAUUGUUGUUGUUUAUUUAUUUUGUGUUGUUGCAGCAAAAUAAUCCUGUGGUGUGUAUAUGGUGCUAUACACGUUUAUUUUAUUUCUUUGAAAAUCAUUGACUGAUGUCAUCAAUCUUGUUCUCAUGGACAGAGAUUUUUUGAAUAACCCAGGCCAGAGUAAUAGCAGACUCUUUGUGGUAAGAGGUGUUCAGUGAUGAUGCAUGUGCAUGGGACGUAUGAGUCAGUUCUACUAUGGAUCUGCAAUUCCAUGUGCUUCUGCCCAAACCAAAUGAAAGCCAAAAUGUGAUAUCCUCAUGUCACUAUGUGAGAGUGGAUGAUGUCCUGUCUUGCCCAGUGAUGUCCUGUCCUGUGAGGAACCUGAUGCCGCAAGGCUUUGUCCUAUGCAGCAUCACUUACUUUUUCAUGAAGAUAGGUGCUGCAGCUGAGUUACUGGUACUCUUCCCUGCCCUAGAGCUUUCUACUUACAAUUUACAAAGCAAUUUCCACAUUGUUAGACUCUGCCUCAUAGACAGCAUCUCUCCCCUUUCUUGCCAUUACGUAGACAACCCAUCCUUCCUGUUCAUGGUAAUGCAGCAUCCCUGUGGGAAAACACACCCAUUUGCUUCUGUGGAAAAAUAGCAUUGGGAAAAUAUUGAUUUAACUGUCUUUGGUGCAAUAAAGGUUUUGUUCUUCUUGAAUAAAGUUAAUAGCACUGUCUCCUGCAGCUCUUCAUUUCCUUUUGCACACCCAUCUGUUCUGCUUCCGAUUGUUUUUCCUCUCUUGUGUGAUUCAUGUUUCCAGGUUGCUAAUCCCUGCUGUGGACCUUGUGCAUACUUAGCCCUUUUAUCUGGCCUGUCUUUUUUCUUCUGCCUUUGUUUCUCUUGUGGCCAGUUUCUUUGAACAGCCCAUCUUCGUUCUGCUUGAUACUAAAACGAUGGAGGUGAUUACACCUGCAAACCUUCCACGGAGCCUGUGGGUUUUUGUUUUCUGUGUUUCAAGCUACAUGGAUUUACGCCCUCCAACUGGAGGAAAUACAUCACUUUGUCUGUGGGCAACACCAUAACUAUCAGAGACUGCGCCUCCCAAGCAAGUCUGAAAUGGUCAUCUCUAGGGUGGCUAGGCUGGUCAAGGAUGAGGGCUUGCUAUGCUGCCACAGGCCAGUGUUCUAGGCCAGCAUUCUCUUGGCUGACAGUGGCAGAUAUAAGCACAGCAUGAUGGUUGACAAGCACAGCGUGAUGGCAAUACCCACCCACUGUCAUUAAUCCUCAGCAUCUGAUAGCCAGAGAAGUGAUGUCUCUGAACAUGGAAGUUGCAAUUUGGAUAUUAUGGCUUGCUAUAGCCAUCAAUUGACCUAUCCUCCGUGCGCUUAUUUUAUCUGCUGAAGGCAAUAAUGUCCUGUGAAAAUGAGUUCCAUAGGUUAAUUAUAUGUUGUGUGAGAGAGUAAUUUCUUUUGUUUGUCUUACAUCUGCUGUGGACGGCCUUGGACCUUUUUUAUUUUGAGAUUGUUGCCCUUUAUUUACUCUCUUCACACCAAUCAUGUUUCUCUAAAACCUACCCCUUGUCCUCUCUCGGUCUUCAUUUUUCUCCUAAGCUAAGAAGCCCUGUCUGUUUCAUUUUACAUUCUUUUUUAUUACUAUUAAUAAAAGACCCCUUCCAGUGUUUCUGCAUCUUUGUUUAUUAUGAAAAAGGAGGUGAACAUUGUCCAGAACUGCAUGUGUUGCUCUAAAUGAAGAUUAUGAGGCUGGUUGUUUAAUUUUCCAGUCCUUUUCAUAAUAAUUUCUACCAUUAUUAUUAUUAUUAUUAUUAGUAGUAGUAGUAGUAAAUUUGUAUACUGCCCUAUACCAGCGGUAUACCUGUGCCUGCACUAAUGCUGCACAAAAGUGACCCUCUGAUGAGAUUGUUGGCUGAUCAUGCUCAGUGCAUACUUUGAAGCCACUCUUGGAAUAUUUGGAUAUGGAUACUCUGGUGGAAUUGGUUCAUGCUCAUCUUAGAACUUACUGUGUCAUCCUAGCAUUUUGUUUUGAGCAGCUGGUAAUGUGCUCUUACAUUCUUACAUGUUGAAGUCUUACAUGUUGAAGGAGGACCAUACCACAUGUUUUUUUCUAAACAUCAUAUUAUAAUUUGUAGCACACACCCCAGAAUGUAUGAGAACUGUCCUGCCGAAUAAGAAGAAAGGGCCAUCUAGCCCUGUAUUUCUGUUCCCCAACAACAGUAGCCAGGCAGAUUCUCACAGGAAGCUAAGAAAUAUGGCACUGGUAAUAGUGGCACUGGCUUCUUCUUCUCAUCAUAAAUCAGGCAUAGGCAAACUUGGCCCUCCAGAUGUUUUGGGACUACAACUCCCAUGAUCCCUAGCUAACAGGACCAGUGGCCAGGGAUGAUGGGAAUUGUAGUCCCAAAACAUCUGGAGGACAAAGUUUGCCUAUGCCUGCCUUUUACUCUAGCCUUCGCUACGGUGGUUAGGGCUGAUGGGAGUUGUAGCCCAAAAUGUCUGCAGAGCACUUGGUUGGCAAAGGCUGCUUUGUUAAUUCACACAGUGCAUAGCUGAACUAUGGUAUUAAUUCCCACAAGAGGGACACCAACUUGGAUUAGACAAAUUAGUGGAGGAUAAGGCUAUCAAUGGCUGCUAACCCUGAUGGAUACAUUCUGCCUCAGCAUGCUUCUCAAUACCUGUUGCUGGAAACUGCAAGAGGGGUGCAUGCUGUUGUGUUCAGAUCUUGCUUCUGGGCUUCCUAAGGGCAUUUACUUGGUCAAUGUGAGAACAGACUGAUGGACCACUAGCCUGAUCCAGCAGACCCUUCUUAUUCUUACAGCGUGAGCAUUCAGAAGACCAUUGCUAAUUUGUUUUGUUACCCUGGCCUUCAUCUUCUAGUCUUUUUAUUCUGCACCACCUCAUUUGGUUUGGAGAUCUCACCCCAUGCCUUACUAUCAUGCCAGAUGGUUACGUAAUUGUGAACCUACUAAGCAGAACUUAGUUGACCACCACUAUGGCCUUUGAACUCUACACAAGAGUUUCAUCCGUCUAUACUUGUGGCUGUCAUCGCAUUAAAAUCCACAUAAAGUGUAUUGCAAUAAUCCAUUUGUAAGGUUAUCAGUGCAUGGCCCCCUUUAGCCUUGGUAUCCGAGUCCAGGAAUGGCUGCAGCUAAUGCUGAAGCUGGUAAAAAGAACUCCUAACCACUAAGGCCAUUUGAGUCUCCAGUGACAAUGAUGGAUCCAGGAGUACUCCCAAGCUAGGUGCCUGUUUCUUCAGAGGGAGCGCAACCCUGUCCACAACAGGUAACUGACAUACACAUUGCAGGAGGUUGGAUGAGAUAACCCUCGGGGUCCCUUCCAACUCUACAAUUCUGGGAUCUCAAGCAGUAAACGAUUCACCCACAAGGCCUCUAACUUAUCAGGAUUUAGUUUCAGGACCCUGUCACAUUUUUCCCCCAAGUGAAUCUUUCCCCCUACUGUGGAAAAUAUCCUAGUUGAUCUGAACCACUAUCAAAAGCUGCACUAUGAAUGUAAUGGGUAUCACCUUUCCGGCACUGAUGCUUGUGGGAGGACAAAUGUAUUGCCCUAAGAGGAUUGCACCGCAUACUUUUCCUGAAUGUCGCUAUAUAUCAUGUCAUUACCAAGGAGGCAGGUUUAGUCGUUGUUUGAAGACUAUCCCUGCCUCUGGGUUUGGCCUUGACCGGAUGGAUACUGGAAUCAACAGGGGAAACCCACAUGACCUGAAAGUGUUGCUGUGCAAUGCCAGGUCAGUGAUGAAUAAAACCACUGCCAUCCACGACUUGAUUGUGGAUGGAGGAUUUGACCUGGCAUGUGUGACAGAGACCUGGUUGGAGGAAGCAGAUGGGCCUGUCCUUGCCGCUGCUUGCCCACCAGGUUUCUCUUACACACAGCAACCCAGGUCAUGUGGGCGGGGAGGGGGGGUUGCAGUGAUUUUUAGGAAGUCUCUAGCUUGCACCAGGCAUCCUACUGGGAAGAUCCAGUUCUCUGAGUGCAUGUUCUGGAAGUUGGGCAAUAGGGGCAGUACAGGAUUCCUUUUGGUUUGCCGACCUCCCCGCUGCAUCAAGGAUUCCCUGUCCAAGCUGCUUCAGGUCGUGGCGGAUUUUCUCCUGGAGACACCUAGUUUGGUUGUCCUAGGGGAUUUUAACAUCCAUGCCGACACGACCUUACAAGGGGCCGCUCGGGACUUCGUGGAAAGCAUGGCCUCCAUGGGGCUGUCCCUGAAUAAGUUUGGCCCAACUCAUAGUCAUGGACAUGCCUUAGACCUGGUGUUCACCUCUAGUGACGUGGGUGAUCUGACACUAAGUAAAAGUGAAACAAAAGAAGUGCCAUGGUCAGAUCUCUUCCUGGUGCAACUGGACUUCUCCACGACCCUUCCCCUCUGCAGGGAGGUGGGACCAGUUCAGAUGGUCCGCCCCCGCCACUUAAUGGAUCCAAAUGGUUUCCAGAGAGUGGUAGGGGAUGCUUUAGCUGAUUCCCUGGUGGCCCGCUGGAAUGCGGAGUUAACCAGGGCUAUCGACUGUCUGGCUCUGAAGCGCCCUCUCCGAUUGCAUGGAGCCCGGACAGCCCCAUGGUUUUCUUCGGAGCUGAGGGCGAUGGAAACAAUCGCUGAGACGGCUAGAGCGUCGGUGGCAGAAAACUCACUCCGAAUCUGACCGGACACAGGUUAGAGCUCAACGUCGAGCCUACCAAGUGGCGAUAGCAACGGCGAAGAAGACUUUCUUCACCGCCUCUAUUGCAUCUGCAGAAAAUCGUUGUUUGAAGACUAUCCCUGCCUCUGGGUUUGGCCUUGACCGGAUGGUCAAGAGGAGACUCUUUCAGGUGGUUCGCAAUUUAACGGAACCACCUUUACCACCGGGGCCUUGUAAAGACCCCAAGAUCUCCUGCAACGAUUUUGCAAAGUUUUUUGCAGAUAAAAUCACUCAUAUUCGGAAGGAGCUAGACACCACCGUGGGAGCAGGGCCAGGGCGGGAGAGUGCUAGAGCUCUGUCUGGUCAAGUUGCAUGGAAUCAAUUUCAAUCCGUUACCCCCGAGGAUGUGAACAGGCUGCUUGGACGCGUGAAACCAACCACCUGUCUCCUUGAUCCUUGCCCAUCCUGGCUAAUAAAAGCAAGCCGGGAAGGGCUAGGCGAUGGGCUCUGCGGAGUGGUGAAUGCUUCCCUCUGUGAGGGAACAUUUCCAGAUCCGCUGAAAGAGGCGGUCAUUAAACCGCUUCUUACAAAACCAUCUUUAGACCCGGCCAGUAUGGCCAACUAUCGCCCAGUCUCAAAUCUUCCAUUCUUGGGCAAGGUGAUUGAGCGCGUGGUUGCUGAACAACUCCAGGCACGCCUGGAGGAUGUGGACCAUUUAGAUCCCUUCCAAUCGGGAUUCAGGCCUCACCAUGGGACUGAAACUGCUUUGGUCGCGCUGGUUGAUGAUCUCCGGCGAGCUAGGGACAAAGGUGAGAGUUGUUUCCUGGUUCUGCUGGAUCUCUCAGCGACCUUUGAUACAAUUGACCAUAACAUCCUUCUGGACCGUCUAGAGGGGCUGGGAGCUGGGGGCACUGUUAUACAGUGGUUUCGCUCCUUCCUCCUGGGCCGUGUUCAGAAAGUGGUGGUGGGGGAUGAGUGUUCAGACCCCUGGGCCCUCACUUGUGGGGUGCCUCAGGGUUCUGUCCUCUCCCCCAUGCUUUUUAACAUCUAUAUGAAGCCGCUGGGAGAGAUCAUCAGGGGAUUUGGACUGGGUGUCCAUCAAUAUGCAGAUGAUACCCAGCUCUACCUCUCUUUCAAAUCAGAACCAGUGAAGGCGGUGAAGGUCCUGUGUGAGUGCCUGGAGGCAGUUGGAGGAUGGAUGGCGGCUAAUGGAUUGAAGUUGAAUCCUGACAAGACAGAAGUAUUGUUUUUGGGGGACGGGGUGGGCUGGUGUGGAGGACUCCCUGGUCCUGAAUAGGGUAACUGUGCCCCUGAAGGACCAGGUGCGCAGCCUGGGAGUCAUUUUGGACUCACAGCUGUCCAUGGAGGCGCAGGUCAAUUCUGUAUCCAGGGCAGCUGUCUACCAACUCCACCUGGUACGCAGGCUGAGACCCUACCUGCCCACGGACUGUCUCGCCAGAGUGGUGCAUGCUCUAGUUAUCUCCCGCUUGGAGUACUGCAAUGUGCUCUACGUGGGGCUACCUUUGAAGGUGACUCGGAAACUACAACUAAUCCAGAAUGCAGCAGCUAGACUGGUGACUGGGGUGGCCGCCGAGACCACAUAACACCGGUCUUGAAAGACCUACAUUGGCUCCCAGUACGUUUCCGAGCACAAUUCAAAGUGCUGGUGUUGACCUUUAAAGCCCUAAACGGCCUCGGCCCAGUAUACCUGAAGGAGCGUCUCCACCCCCAUCGUUCUGCCCGGACGCUGAGGUCCAGCGCCGAGGGCCUUCUGGCGGUUCCCUCAUUGCAAGAAGCAAAGCUACAGGAAACCGGGCAGAGGGCCUUCUCGGUAGUGGCGCCCGCCCUGUGGAACGCCCUCCCAUCAGAUGUCAAAGCGAUAAAUAACUACCUGACAUUUAGAAGACAUCUUAAGGCAGCCCUGUUCAGGGAAGUUUUUAAUCUGUGAUAUUUUACUGUAUUUUUGGUUUCUAUGGAAGCCGCCCAGAGUGGCUGGGGAAACCCAGCCAGAUGGGCGGGGUACAAAUAAUAAAUUAUUAUUAUUAUUAUUAUUAUUAUUAUUAUUAUUAUUAUUAUAUAUCUGUAGCAUCCUAAGAAUGUAAGAGCUGUCUUGCUGGAUCAGAAUAAAGGAGCAGAAUAAAGGGCCAUCUGGUCAGGCAUUCUGCUCCCAACUCUGACUUGGCACACAAAUUGGACUUAGUAGAGACAGCCUUUAUCAUAACAGUUCCAGAGUUUCCAUUUUGUAAUGGAAAUGUUAAUGUCACUAUAGGUCCUGUUUGGCUCACCUAAUAUCCCCCUCCACUCCCAUUUUGUAUUGUCUGAAUUUGCAAAUUGGCAAUGCAAAUGGAACCUGAGACCAUUACACCAUGCUAUUUGUUCUAAUCAACUGAUAAUCUAGGGGCACUAAUACACAUUAUAGCGUCCAUAAAGGAAGAUUAGCUUCCCUUCAUUUGAAGCAAUAACCAAUAGAGAAAUUUGCUAUUGUCUGUUGAUGGCCCUGUUAUUUAUUAAUAUUUAUUUGCUUAUAUUUAUAGCUCCUUCCUAACCAAUUUGGAAGUCAGACCACAUAACAGACCAAAUAAUCUCUUGUCAAUGUACCUCCAUCCACUCACGUCCCUUGCCUUCUGAGCUGUCUGGCUGCUCUGGACACUUAACCUUUCUGCAGUCCUCUCCAACUACCCUUAGACUUCACUCCCCUAAACCUAAUCAGCACUCUUCCAGCUGCUGCUUGUGUCUUGGGGGAAAGGCAUGGGAAAGAUGAGGGUGUGGGAAUUCCCUUGGUUGACAUAUGAUCAAGCCAAUUGAGCUCCUAGUAGGUAGAAAGCUCCAGUUGACAACCUGUGCAUGGUUGCACUCAAGCCCAUCACCUACCCUUUUGGGCCCCAUCACUUGAUUUAGGUCUCCCCUACUGCAAAAAAGCUAAUGCUAUUCUAGGCCACAUCAACAACAGUAUAGCGUCCUAAUGAAAGGAAGAAUAGUACCACUCAUACUGCCUUGGUCAGACCACACCUGGGGUACUGUAUCCAGUUCUGGGUGCCACAAUUAAGAAGGAUAUUGACAAUCUGGAAUGUGAACAAGAUGAUCAAGGGCCUGAAAUCCAAUCCUUAUGAGGAAUGGUUGAGGGAGUUGGAAAUCAAUUCAAUAGGCCUGUUGGCACAAGAAAAGUAUUCAGCAGGACCCUAAGUCUUAGCAGUGAGGAAGCCUGCCGAAUCUUAUGGUAUCUGGGAUUGGGGGGAGAUUUGGAGUUUGAAGUACCCUGAUCCCAGUUUCCACAGUCCCAAACUUCCCCACACAAACAUAGUGAAGCGGAAGCGGAAUAAAUAAGUUCCUGCAUUGUACAACUUCUCAGGGCCAGAGAAGCAGUCACUGCAGGAGCCGAACAGUUUCCACUUACUACCCCUCUUCUCUGGCUAGGAAGGGACAGCAGAACACUUGUGUCUCUCCCUGAAAUGGGCUUCACAGAACAUCCUUCAAGGACAGGUGCUAUAGUAGUUCUUUUUCUGAGCCAGGCACUGGAGCAGGAGCAAAGGAGCUGAAAUAGAAGCAGUUCUCCCCGGAGCGUCUCCCUGGAGCUCAGCUUGGGAAGGCCUACUGUAGCCCAGGGGGACUGACCACAGCCAUCUGCUUGAGAUGGUUGCUUUCUAGUUCGAGCAGAAUAACUGAACUUUCAUUGUCAUGAUCUCUCUCUCCUUUUGUAGGUUCCCUCUCCCCCACUUUACCAAUCUCAUAUUACUGGGUGUUGCCACUGCCGCUGCUAUCUGUUGGGCACUGACCUGUGACAGGGCCUUCUUGGUGGUGGUUCUCCACUUGUGGAAUGCUACCCUGGUGAGCUGUGUUGAUCUUCCUUAGGAGGAGUUCUCAAACAUUCCUGUUAAGCCAGGCAUUUGUUGGUUAAAAGAUGCUAUUCUUGGCAACGUUCAAAUUAAAUUAUUAGCUAUGCUUUUAACUAUCCUAACAUUUUACAUCUUUUUAGAUGUUCUUAAAAGUUUUCGGAUGUUCCUGUUGUUUUUAAAUGUUUUAAGUAUGUUUUUUAUUUUACUUUUAAUUGUGUUGUUUUGUUGCUUUGGUGCUUGCUGCCAUGGGCUCUCUUGGCAGCAAGGACGAGAUAGAAAUUUAAUACAUACAUACAUGCAUGCAUGCAUGCAUGCAUACAUACAUACUAAAUUAAAUUCUUGGUGGGAAUUGGCAUUUAUAUAGCUGCAUAAACAUGGUAAUUUACAGAAAUGAGUGCAAAUCAAACCAAUUUUUAUAUAUUGACCCCUUCUAAAUUUGUGAGAGAAUGGUGGAAGGCAGAAUGAGAUUUGAAUGGAUUUCAAUGCAUCUGCUCCAGAAUGAUGCCUUUUAAUAGAUUCAGAUCACUAUACAAACUAGUAAGCGACAACAAAUUGAGCAAUUUGAUCUCCGCUUUCUUAAAUACCAUGGCAACACGGUUGAGUACCAGAUUUCAAGGGCCAGGUCAGUUCCCAGAAUAUAACUGCUUCAACAGAAAUAACACAAGCGACAAGAUAGAACACCACUGCUUUUUGCCUACAGCUCACAGUUUAGGGUGUUGUAAUGCAUCACAAUGGAACUACAAACUGUUGUCAAGAGUGAUCUGCUGGGGAGAGCAAAGAAGUCACAAGGAGCUGACCUUUGCUGGCACAUAGACAGCUGGAUAACCUAAAAAACCUACUCACCGCUCAGAAACAUAUAUUGCCAAAUUUAUGACAAGAAAUUGUAACAGACUGAAAUGUUGGCUAUGGCCUCUGAUACUAUAUUUUGACUCAGUGGUACUGUCCAUUGUACCUGUACCUGCAUGCCUAUCAAUGUCAGCAAUUCGCACUGGAUAACUACCCUAUCUUUUAAAUGUAGUGACUGGGCACAGAUCAUAUACAAAGAGCGAGAACACCAAGAAAGGAGUGGUGUCCACAGUAUUGCUGAUGUGAGUUACAGUUCUUUGGAACAUCAAAUUGUGUGGAUGCAUGGAACAUAUGACAACUGAACAGGAGUUCAAAUAGAAACUCCUCAGUAUUCUAGAAUCAGAAUAAAAAGUGAAGAAUUGUGUCUGUCACAGAUUAUUCUGUCUCUACUUUUUACAAUUUUCAUAGGAAACAUUUUCCAUUGAAUGGAUGCUAAUUUAAUUAUUAAGGAGGCUGCAGUCACAGUCACUAUAUUCAGAUCUUCAGUCUAGCAGAAUAGCAGCAGCUAAUGUGGUGUCUUCCAGAUUCUGUGAACUACAACUUCCAUUGGCCCAAGCCAGCAUGAUCAAUGGUUAGGAAUGAUGUGAGAUGUAGUCCAAAAUAGCCAGAGGACAUCACAAUGUCCUUACUCCUAGAAUGUGCAUGGUGGGCGGGGGCGGGUUAACUGCAUGCCAGCCUCCAUUCCUGACUUACAUAUGUUUUCUAUCACUACACAGAGGCCUGCAUGCACCGUUAUAUGUGCAGAGGGCUUUUAUGCAUGACCAAGAUCCCUGUGCUUUCAGGUGUCCCCCAACACAAAGACAGAGGCUUAUUCUUCUUUGUUGUAAUCUUCUUCAUUCGCAUGGUUUGGGGUGGAGCCAUGAUGUGACUCCUCCCGUGCAUUCUUUGGAAUCUAUUGGAAUAACCUUCUAGAUCAGGAACAAUGAUCAGCAAUGGUCAGUAGUUUAGCAACAACCAAAGGGCCAAAGGUUCCCCAUACCCAAUCCAAGACUCUAGGAAAAGGGCUCCUAUCUUGCUGAGUUAUGCUAGUAUAGACAGAUUUGGAGAGAAACACAGCUUUCUCCUCUGCCAAGAGAAACCUUGAAUAGAGACAAAUUUUGCCUUCUCUGCUGCUUUUUGAAAUUAUGUUCCUGAUGCCCCUUUGGGCAGACUUUCAUCCAAAUGCAGGAUUGAUCCAGUACUGGUCAAGUAGGCUUUAAGACAUUUCCUUCCAUUAUGACUACAAUUUAACAUAUCUGCUUCUAAAUGUCUGCCACUUUCUUUCUGCUCUGGCCUUAUGCUCAUCCACUUCCUGUUCCCAUUUUCGUGUGUGUGGCUUGCUCUGCCGCACACAUGUUUAUUCCGAACAAGUUAGCAACAUGCCUAAUUAUCCUUGCUGUAAGCAUCCUGUGUAUCAUUAGCUCCUUCUGCUGGGGUGAUUGUUCAUUCAUUUCUGUAGAGCAAAUACGGCUUCGAUGAUCAAAAUAGGAUCUGUGAAGACAAAUUAAGGGGAGGGCGCAUAAUCAGACUGACACAUAAAUCCCAGUGAGAAAUAUGGCGACACGAAGCUAUAUGAUAAAGUGAGCCUGGGGCACUUUUCAGUAGGUCACUGGGAUACUGGAGGCAAUGCAUGGCCAUCGAUAGCCUUCUCCAUGAAUACGUCAAACACCCUUUUCAAACCAUGUUGGUGGCCAUCUCUGCAUCCUAUGGCUUGAAUUCCAUGGUUUUAUCUAUGUGUGAAGAAAUGUUUCCCUUUGUCUGUCCUGAAUAAUUGCCUUUGUAUUUUCCUCCUAAUAUACUCUAACAUGUGCCCUCCCUCCCAAUGCUAGAUAUGGGUGGUAUUACUGAACUAAACAGUUGGGUGAGCAGAAUGACUUCUGCUUGCACAGCAGGACUGCCCUCUUCUCUUCUCCCUGCAUACGCCCCGUACCAUUCCCAAAUCUGCUCUGGAGGGUUGAGGGAACCCAGAGGACAGAUUUAGGGCAUGAGCUGGGAGAGGAGGAAAGUUAUUCCUCUUGUGCAAGGAUAUAGCUCUACAUAGCUGUCAACCUUCCCUUUCUUUGCGGGAAAUUCCCUUAUUCCAGCGCCGUUUCCCGCUGCUAUCCCGGAUUGUUAGAUAUUCUGUAGACUGUCCCCAGGACAGGUGAGGCUGCUGAUCCCUUAUUUUCGAGGCUGCUGAUCCUUUAUUUUCAAAUCUGAAAGUUGACAGCUAUGUAGCUCUACACUGAAUAUGACCUCUGGAGUCAAUGUGAUGGUGCUGCCACCAGUGUCCCUUUCCUGAUUAGCCCAUUUUCUUUUUUGCUUUUGCCUCAGUCUUGGUCACUUUAUGCUGGGGGUCAAACUAAAUAUGCCAUUUUGAGAAUGCAAUUAGCACACAUGUGUUAAUUACAUAAAUAGCAGCCGCAGGGGCCUCAGAGCAGCUUCAGGACCAUACAGGAGGGUAGAGAACUUAUUCUUUUCCUGCCACAUUCUGAACUAAAGCCACAAAAAGCAGCUUCAGAGAAGCAUUUCAAGGGCAAGCCUCCCUAGGGAACAUUGCUGCUUGAAAUGCAAAUGGCAGCUUUGGAAAGCCAAUUUUGUCAAGUUUGUGACAGGGAAACAAAAAUGUGUGUGUUAACUGCAUCCAUACAAUUAAAGUUGCACCUAGUUUGGUUUCCCCCCCUGACAAAUUCCAUGUAUAAUUUUGUUGCUCAUUCACCCAGUCUGAAGAGAUCUUUUUCUCUUCAGUCCACUUAGGUAUACACACGAUUCUAAAUACUUGAUGUCAUCUGCAAACUACACGACCUAUCUAUGCUGUUUUCUUCUACUGUGGUUACUGCUUAAAGAAACAUAUUUUCAAUCUAUAAGAGGUUUACAGAAGAUACAGAGAAAAGGAGAAUUACCCAGAUAAUCCAUCCCGGCUGCUUUUAGCACUGUAUAGUUCCAGACCAGCAUUUGUGAAGUAAACAUGGGCCUACAACAACAACAGCAGAAGAAAAGUCACUUGGAGGAGGGUCACUAUCAAGGGAAGAGUUAAGCACACCUAUUCCCUUUGUGCUACCUCUGCUUCAAAGCACUUUGCAGUGGUGGGAGGACUUUGUGUGGAAGGUUAGCCCAAGAAAGUUAUAGCCGCAUGAGAGAGACUUGUACUUGUUCUAAUAUCCUUGCAUACCAAUGCAAAGUGAAGAGCUGCACUUUUCUGGAAUCUGCUGGUUCAGGGUUCUUCCCCCCCCCCUUUUCUUGGAGGAGAGUGUCGAAGAAAAGCAUGCAGGCGAACCCUGUGUGAAUGCUGAGAGAUAAUGCAAAAGAACUCUCUCAUUUCACACAUCCUGUCCCUCUCUGUACCUCCCCAGUUUACAGGCACCCACUGAUGGAUCUCUUGCCAAAAACCAAGAACAACUCUUGAACCAUUUUCCUGGGGGAAAGGCCUUCCCUCCAGACCCCUGUGCUUCUUAGCUUUAUCCAGCAUUAGUUGCACUUGCUCACAGCUUCCGCUUACCUGUAAUGUGGCCCUGGGGCAGCUGGUAAUGGAACAUGUACAGUGCUUUGCUCCCCCCUGGCAGUUUCUCUGUCAGAAGUGACCUCGGGCUUUUCUUUGUGCUGGAACCUGAGCAGGAGCUAGCUGUGUCCUAACUGACAUUUCCAACUACAUUCUUACUCAUGCUCCACUGUUCUCUCCCUUCCCAUGGAAUUCAGAAGGCUUGAUUCAGUCAAACAUGCUCAGAAUGUAAACAUGGACUCAUUUCAAUACACUUGAAGCCAGCUAGAACCCUCAAGAGAAGUAUUUGGGGUCUCUCUCUCUCUCUCUCUCUCUCUCUCUCUCUCUCUCUCUCUCUCUGUACUUUGGGGGGCAUAUAUUGCGCCCUGUAUAUUUUUCAACAUUUUAGCAGUCAGACAGUUAUGCUUAAAGACCUAAACCAAGUUUCUUCAAUUCCAGCACUACGUACCUUGAGAUUCUGUCCAUGGACAACUUGGCAAGUUGCUAGUCUGAUAGAAGACAAAUAAUAUAUCCCCACAAAGGUCAAAAACAAAUAACUUUUAAAAAAUAAGUAAAUAAUUUGCUUUUCUAUUAUAUCUUGUCGACAACACAUGCUAUGACUGUAACAUAGGUCAAAAACAAAUUUCUGAUAGGCUGGACAAGAAACCAAAGAACUUUUCUGAGCCCACAAAAAAGCAAUACUGUAAUCAGUAUUUUAUUCUGCAUCUUUGCUCUGACUUCUCAGUUAACAUGCAAAUAUUUUGAGGCCGUGUCUGAGUUGAUAGCUCUGUGCACAUAAAGAAUGUUCAUAUCCGUAGUUACCAAUGCUGUGGUUUUAAAAGCAUCUUGGGAUAGGCUUAGAACAUGUAAGGAGCACAAUAGAUGCUCCGUGUUCUCUGCAGGCUGCCUCAUCCCCUUGCAUAUCACGUCUGGCCAUAGACACACCUCCUGUGUGAUUAGUGGCAGGUUAGUCCUCCAGUCUAUUGUCUGGGAUGGAGGAAGGAAGGAAGCUUUGCUGAAAGCAGCCACGUAUUAACACAUCAGCAUCCAAAUCAAUAUCUUCCCUGACAGGACUAAUUCCACAGAGACAUGCUGCCGCCAGCCACGCUGUAAGGGAAAGCCGUGCUGGUCCGGGGGAAAUGCAGAUGUGGAGGUGCCUGGGACCAUGGCAGUCCUGGGACUAACACAGCUGGUGUGUAGGAAUCGCCGCAAAGCUGCAUGGUUUGCUAGGGAAAAAUGCCCUUGUAUCAAGCUUGGACAGGUUUGUCUCCAAUUUCCUGCUUCAGUAUCGCUUGUCUGUGUGCAUCCCUCCUGCAUCACCCCUCUGGUACUUUCUCUUUGUCAUUGUCUGUACCGUUUUGCCUUUUGCUCUUGCUCAUCUUCCUUCAUUUCUUCUCCUCAAGGUCUUAUAGCACAUACUCUUUCCUUCAACCAUUUCCCUCCCAUCUUUCUCAUUGACUUCUCAAUCCCAGUCAAUCCAGGGUGGCUUUUGCAGGCAGGGGGGGAGGAAAGGCGUGGCACGUGUUGCUUAUGUUUGUGCUGAAAGGGUGGAACUUCCUUUCAUCUUGUGGUUGCUGCCAGGUGUCGGGAACAUAGAUCCAACUGCACAUUCCGAACCCGUCCGCCAAGCUACCUGCUUCCCCAGCCGUUGGGAAUUCACCUGCCUCCCCUUUCCUCUAAUUGCUUGGGAUGUUUGUUUGAUUUAACGAACCCGUAAACACCACCUCAGAAUGUUAAUUGCUCCUAUUUCCAGUGACACAAAUUAAAAACACUACCACCACAAACAGAGCACAAGCAAAACAGGAGCAGAGAGGAUACUUUGUUGAACCUGGCACCCUUCUGUUCAGUGGAUGGAGUGAACUUUGCCAUCAGCAGCAGUAGCUCAUGCUACACCCGUAUAAAGCAAAGUUCAAUGUUCAAGCAUCCCAAGAAGAACUGGUACCCAAGCAUCAUUUGUCUGGGCACAUCUGGUGUAAACUUGUAAUAUGGGCCCCUUUCCUCUUCCUCUCAGAAGGCUUCGCCUGCCUGAUUUAUUAAAUAGGGUAGGUUGUUUGAUGUCAUUGAGCUUUUUGAUUAGCUCCCUUUGUUGGAACUGCUUAGCCAAGGCUGUAAACCAAGCAAAGGCAAACUCGGCCCUCCAGAUGUUUUGGGACUACAAUUCCCAUCAUCCCUGACCACUGGUCCUGUUAGCUAGGGAUGAUGGGAGUUGUAGUCCCAAAACAUCUGGAGGGCCGAGUUUGCUGAUGCCUGCUGUAAACUAUUAGAGGCAGAAAUCAAAGUUCCAUCUCCUACAGAUGCAACUGGUUCUUGUACCUUUGGGGGAUAGGAUCAGGAAAACUGCUCUUUUUAUCACUUGUGGAUGCUCUGACCAUAGUAACAACAUCUGCCCUGGCAUAGAAGAAUCCUGCUAAGAUAGCUGCAGGGCGGAGGAGGCGGAAGCCACAGUCUUCUAUCCUGGUGCCUUCACACUAUUUAGCUGGGUUAAGCGCAACUGUCCUUGGUGCUAAAUUGCUUCCACACCUCAGAAAGCGUGAAAGGUUUUUUCCUGCCUCCUGUGCCCAUGUUUCGCUAUUUUAGUAGAUACAGUUGGCAAAUCUUUUCCCUCCGCACUUCAUUCUCAGCUAUUAGAUAUCAGUCAUCUUUGAUUUUUAUAACAUGAUCCUUUCGUUCUGUCUGACAAAACAGCUGUACGGGGAUCCUUUGGAUAAGGCUGAAAAUUUUUGUAGUUGCUUUAAUUAGUAUUUGUAUCCCUGAGCCACUGCAUGUGUGGGUGUAUUUGAUUAUGUGUGUGUACAUACUUUUUAAAUUAAUAAAAUAAUGAAAAUGAGAAAAAGGUGGUUAGUUGCCUCCACUCCCCAAGUUUUACAACGUAGGAAUCCUAGAUUGUCUCUGUUUCUCGAGGGGGAUAGACCUACCAACUAGAAAAGGGGAUUAUCCUUCUGUGAAUCCUGCUACUCCAUUAGCAAUCAGCCUGAAUAAUGGGGAAAGGUACAUUUUGCAUGUGACAAUUCCGUUCCCCCACCCCUAGCCAUUAAUUACAUAGGGAGCUUAUAUCGGAUCACAAUUCCUUGUUUAUCUUGCCUGGCAUUUUGUAGUCGCUGUCAUAAAUCUUCAAUGGCUGGAGAUGCCAGUGGUUGAACAUUGGACCCUCUGCAUACAAGGCAUAUUCUCAACCACUGAUCCCGCUUCAUUGUUCAUCUGAACCUAGGAAUCUGCAUAGAAUUAGAAAGAGACUCACAAAAGGGCCGGAAUUCCUUACAAGCUGCCCUUGUUCCAUGGCUGGAUGAGCGGGAGGCCUCAGGUCCUCUGAGAACUGGUUUUGGAUAUUUCAUCAGAAGUACAAGGUUUGCUUGCUUACAGAAGCCAAGCUUCUCUUGCAAUGCCGAAACCGAUUCUUAUAAAUGUCUUCUCCAUUUAUUUCACUGGAACUCCACCCGCCUCCCCAGCCAGGGGACUUUGCUCCCUAAGACUUUUCUCCCCAAAUCUUGUUGUUCAGUCUCUCUUACGUCUUUACAGGAUUAUGAAACCUAUCAUUUAUGAUCAGUGCUCUUCCAAGGUGUUUGACGCCUCCACAUUCUUCAUUUACCCCAUUUCAAGUCACGUGCCCCUCCCCCCAUCACUUUAUGCUUCAUAAAACCAAACGAUUGGAUCCACGCACUUGAAUGUAGGUCUUCCAGAUACAAAGAGUGGUUGAUUGUGGCCACACAGAAGAAGUGAAUCACUUCACUUUUUUCACCUGUGAGGCUGGUAAAAGAGCAUCUAUCUGUGCAUUUCUGCUGCAUCUUCCUCCUAGAGGGAGGAGAUGAAAGUGUUCUUCUCUUCCAUGGGAGGAAUGAUGCCAACCCAGACUCCUUUGUUGGUGGUGUGCUCCAUGCUAUGGGAUCAAUGGGGGAAGAUGGCUCUGGUAGUUCCUCUGGUAGUCCUUGUUGCUGAAACACAUUACGGUAAUUCUUCCCCCUAUCAGCCCUGUAUUAACCUGAACUACCCAUCAGAAGCAGAGAUGCUCCAGUGUCCUGUACCUUCUUAUUGUAAUCCAGAAAGACAGUGGAAGAACAGAUGGGAAAUGAUUGCUGCAUUUCAGUAUACAGAACUGUUGGAGAAACACACACAACAGUAGAGAAUGAUGCCAAAAUAAUGACUGCAUCCUAUCCUGAACUGGGAAUCUUAGAUAGUGAGUCAUGGAGCUACGUAUUGCAUGAAAAAGAGGUAGAAAUAUUAUGAAGAUUGUAGGUUUGAUAAUGUGGAUUGGAGAAUGAGGUUAACAAGCCUGAAUACAGUCCUUUGGGCAACUAGUAGAAGUCAUUUUGACAAGAGAUUCCUUGGAGGAGGUUUCGGGGCAUGAAAGAAGAACAGAGUGUUCCCUUCUUCCAAUAUAUGGCAGAAAGGACUCUGGGGAAUACAUGUAAUGAGGACUGACUUUCUUUCUUUUUUUGUCCAAAGAAGUUAGAUCAAUAGUGAAUUUUCUCAGGCCUGCCAACAUUCUAGUUAUGAAAUCACAGGUCUUGCCAUCUUAGUGUUUUUUUAUGUACCUCAAGCUCCUAAAAUUUAAAAUAGUCUUCAAGUUUUAGAAACUGAAAGCUUAUUUUAAAAUACUUCUAAAUAAAUUACUAUUCUUUAACGUUAACUUGUUAUUUUGGAAGCGUGACUUAGAAUUUUAAGGCCAUCCUCUGCUGUACUAACCAUGCAACAUAUGCAGACUGCCUACACAAUACACUUUCCCCCACAUUUCAGGUGAAUUGCUGCUCUAUGGAUGCCUCCAGACUGCCAGUAUUCAUUUAAAUACUGGCAAAUUGAGGUUUGUGAAGUUAAAGUGGAUUAAAGUGUUCUGACUCUCAGAAACAACAAACACAACACAAAAUAGACUUUUUGCUGUAAGGAAAGUUAUGGGAAAAUGUGGGAUGACAUUAGAUUGGUGGAAAGCCAUAUAACCUUGACACAAACAAAUCAGGGUGUGAAUGCUCAGUGAACAAUGGACAUCAUACAACGUCCGCAGAAACUUUGUGCAAAUGAAUCAGAAUGAAUAAGCUGGUUACCUGUGUUCGUGACAAUGCUGAACCAGCUUUUCUUAAAUUACUAGAAUGUAAGAUACUGAGAUCAGCAAUGUCAGUUCUGUAGAGCUCCAGUGGACCAGGAGGGUCACUGGGGAGACUGCUUGGAAAAAUAUUUGAGUCUCAGAGAAGCCAACACUCAUGGGUCACUAAUCACCUUUUCUUAGUCAGCCAUCCCAUCGCCCUAAUAAUCUGCAGGCACUCACCAGCUUAAUGUCUGUCCCAUCAACCCAUAGCAGCAUUUUCUUCCUGCUAAUGCUAGCAGGGCAUAAUGAGGCAGGCAAGAAAGCCAGCACCAAGCAGGAAAGUGACACACCAGCAGCAUGGAUCCAGGCUGCACAGGAUCCCCCUGGCCACUUCGCAGCUGGGUAUCUGACUUAACACCUUCCUCCAUUGCUGCUGGUGAAGGCAAGGCCUCCUUGGCUUUCCUCAGUCACUUGCACUGCAGUGGUAGCGGAGUCCUAUCUCCUGCAGCUCACCCAGCACCGCUGUCCACAUCUGACUCAUUGGUUCUUGUUUGUGGAUGGGGAUGUGCAUUUGCAUAUCUCAUUGAAAGUGAUCAGUGAAGACAGAUGGCACCAACAAGCAUUCUGCUGUGCUUUUGAAUGUACAUCAGACUUGUGCCGUAAAGUGAUACAUAUGCAGAAGCAUGCUUACUUGUGAGGGUUUGCUUAGCUGCAUUGGUAAGCCUGCCUCUAAGUGGGAACCACACUCAAUUGCCUUUGUGGGAACCUGUCCCUGUGUUUAGCUCCUUAGCCUGGAACAGUUUGUGUCAUGCUGGACAAACCCCUUGACCAUGUUGCAUCUGCUUUCCCAUGCUGCAGGCAGUGGUGACUGGUGUCCAUUGGACCUGGUGGGGCAUAAGGCAAGGGACCAAUGACAGGCACAAUCAUAGCCAAUGAUAGGAAGAGUUUUGUUCCCAUCCUCCUUUCUGCUGAGUUCUACAAGGGCAAAACUGAGACUGAGAAGGAAGAAACUUAUAGGCGGCACCAUCCAGUGGUGGAGACUGAAGUCAGAUUGUGAUUGGUGGGGCAGUGUUCCAUUUGCACUAAAGGAGAGAUCUCCACUGCCUUUAGGGCUGUUGGCCUUUGAACGCCUCUUGCCUUCAGAGCUCUCAGCUUUCAGGCUGCGUAUUGCUUCCUGACCACCACCUGGAUUCAAGAGCCGCCAUAUUUUGUGGGGACAACCCCACUCCUCUGCUUGUCCUCCUAAAGAAGAAACAAAAUAAAAAAAAUCAUUCCAGUAGCACCUUAGAGACCAACUAAGUUUGUUACUGGUAUGAGCUUUCGUGUGCAUGCACACUUCUUCAGAUUUCGUGUGCAGAUAUGCACACGAAAGCUCAUACCAAUAACAAACUUGGUUGGUCUCUAAGGUGCUACUGGAAGGAAUUUUUUUAUUUGGUUUCAACUACGGCAGACCAACACGGCUACCAACCUGUAACUCCUACAGAAGGAGACUGAAAAUCUAUUUCAAGUGUGGCUUUCUCCCCCAGUGCAUUCAAACAGAGCUUCAGAUAGCUGUGCUGUGCUUUUCAUCCUGCAGGAUUUCCCUGGGGCUGUGAAAGAUCUCCAGGCGACAAGCUUGCAAAUGGGUUCUUAAUGCAUUCCAAGAUGCCCAUUUGAAAGAACAAAUGUGUAUGUACAGAACAUUACCUUUGGGAGCCCCACUGGAAAUUUCAGGAUGGAUGUUGAAAAUGGAGAGGCCAUCAGAUUCAUCCAGCCUAGCAUUGUUGACUCUUACUGGCAGCAGCUCCCCUGGGUCCUGAGCAGAAGAAGGACUUUCCCAUUACUUUAUGAACAUCAAAAACAACAAGAGUGCUGUAGCUCCCUAAAGACUACUAUCAUGCUAUAAGUUUUCAUAGACUGGAGCCCACUUCACAAGAUGUAUGAAGAUGCAUACUCAGUUGCAAAUAUAUAUUUAAAUCGUAUUGUAUUAGUGGUGUGUGUGUGUAAGCAGUGAAGUCGGAGGAAGUUGAAAUGCAAGAAACAGUGACAAUUACAAUUCAAUUGGAGCUAUAAUGUAUACAAAAUAAGUAUAGUGAUAGGUGAUAAAACAAUCGAGAUAGUAAUGCUGAGUGAAUUAACACCUGUAGCAGGAUAUGAAACCAUUGUCUCUACUCAGAUCCAAAUGAAUAGAACUGAACUUCUUGAUUAAAUAUAAUCCAGGAGUUUCACAUUGGAACCCAUCCCUUGAAAUUCCUUUAUUCACAUUUGGCCUCUUCAACAUCAAUAGCAGAGCAUCCUUGUAGAAUGAAAUGUUUUCCCACAGGUUUCUGAACACUACCGUUUCCGAUGUCAUAUUUGUGCCCGUAUGAUUCUUUUAUACCUGGACUAGGCUGUUUGCCCUGUGCAGAAUGUGGAAGGGCAGUUCUGACAGAUAAUAGUAAUGUAUAUGAUGAAGAUGAACAAGUAAAUCGACCCUUGAUGAUGUGGCUGACAUUUUUGGUUCCUGCAAUUGUGUUGCCUGAUUUGGUGUGUUGGGAGGACAGAGUUGGUAUCUGGGUCAGCUUCAAGCUGCGGUUCCACAGGUUGUGUGGGCUAUUGUUGCUGGUGAGUAGCUGUUUCAGCUGAGGGAGAUGUAUGUAACCAAAGACUGGCCCACCAACCAUGGGCCAGGAGAACAAAGCAUGUUUGAUCUCACUGCUUAAAGUUCUCCCCGUGUGGCUGUAUACUGUGAAUUACACUAUGCAUCUGGUAGAUUCUAGCUUACAAAAGCUUAUUUGUUAUUUGCCACAAUACUGGUUGUUGUUGUUUUUGUACUGCAACACAGAUACUCUAGAUACCCUCUGGAAAUUGCCUUAUAUCUACCCCAGCAUUGUGUAUUCUAAUGGGCAGAAGCUCUUUGGGGUCUUAGGCAGAAACUUUCCCCACUGUCUGCUACAUGAUCCUUUUCAACAGAGAUGCUGAGGAUUGAAUCUGAGACUUAAACCUGAGACUUGCUGCAUGGCAAAGCAUGUGCUGUUGCCACUCAGCUAUGCCCCACCCUGCCCAGCCCAUUUAAAUUUUGCCUCUGCUUUCCCACAAACUGUUUGCUAAUUACCUGACCAUAGUAUCAUGGAAUUGUAGAGUUGGAAGUAACCACGGGUGUCAUCUAGGCCAAUUCCCUGCAAUGCAGGAAUCUUUUGACCAACAUGGGGCUCAAACCCAGACCCUGAGAUUAAGAGUCUGAUGCUUUACCAGCUGAGCUAUAGAGGUCUGACGAGGUCAGCCUCUCAUCAGUCUGCUGUACUCAAGGCUGGUGAAUUACUAAGAGAAGACGAAUAUGUACAUAAAAAGAGACCUAAAAGAUGGCAUUUAUUCAUGUGUAGAAGUCAAAACAGAGCUAUCCAUCAUUUAAUACCUCUUUAGGAAACAUUUAAAGCAACUUAGUGCUUAUGUUUGCACUAGAUAGAGGCUGCCAGUGUGCACUGUAGGUCAGGUCAUUUAAAACCACACUUAAAAGAAACCAUCUGAUAAAUGUACCCCUUGUUUUGGAAACAAAAGGAUAGUAUUUCAUGAUAAAUAUUUAUUUAUCUAGAGUAUUUAUAGGGCACUCUUCAGCAAUGCUCUCAGAGUGGCAGCUUGCAAUAAAAUAAUCAAACCACAAUGCAAUACAAUGAGUCAUAAACAUCUCAAUAAAACAAGACACAGAGGAGCAAUAAAUUAAGAUAAAACAGUAACAGUAAAUCUCAUCAAGCACUUAAAAAAUCUGGGCAAAUAAAAAGGUUUUUACCUGGCACAGAAAAGAAAACAAGGCUAAUGCCAGGUACCUCUAUUGGUAGAGGGGAUUCCAGAGAAUUGUUGCCACAGCAGAGGAGGCGCCUUGUCUUGCUGUCACCACCUCAUCUCAGAAGAUAUGUUGGGAAGGGCUGUUGCUUCAUGAAAGAGCACAUGCUUUGUGUGCAGAAAGUCCGGGAGGCAGAUUUAGGGCAGCACAACUGGUUCCGCCACACUGGGCGCCAAGCCUAGGAGGGGCACUGUAGGACCCUGCCACUAUGAUGUAGUGAAUUGAGCAUAACAGAAGGUGAUAUGCAGGAGCUGGGGUGCCAAAUUUUGGCCUCACACAGGGUGCCACUGAAAUUUGAAAAACCAGAGUUUGCCCCUCCAGUCAAAGCUGAGACGAGCUCCUUUCUAGAACCUUGGAGAGUUGUUGUCAGUCAGGAGUGAGCUAGGCAGGACAAUGGUCUGACUUGGUAUAUGAUAGCUUCUUGUGUUCCUAAGGUGGCAAGACUUUUUACACCCAUAAAUGUCCAUCUGAGAAUAGAUGCCCCUUCAAAGAACCUGGUGCUGAGCCACUUAGGAUUUUGUAGGUCAGAACCAAUACUUUGAAUUGUACCUGGAAAUGGAUCACUGAGAUGUGCUCCAUAUAUUUGGCCAUGCUGCUGCAUUUUGCUCUUACUGUUGAACAGCACAUUUCAAAAUUCUAAAUGAGAUGUUUAGUUGAUGCAUAUACAGAUCCAUUCUAUCAUCUAUCUAUCUAUCUAUCUAUCUAUCUGGCAUGACCUGCAAGCCCUGUGACAAGUAUAUGGCUUUUUCCAUGCAUGCUUUCUUCAGAGGCAUUGCCAAAAUCCUGAAGCUCUGGGGACGGGUCCUUUGCAGUGGUUGCCACAGGUCUGUGCUGACCAUGGAAGGAAAGUGGCAGUUCAAGCCUACAGCUCCUAAAAGCUAUGGAGAGAGUGCUUUCAAAGUCUCCUUGAAUGUUGCAGAGCAUGGGCUGAACAUAUUGGUGUGGUCAGCACAGAACAUCAUUGUAGAGUGGCAGUUGCUAUGGGAACGGUGUACCGGUGUUGAGUGAUAGGCAGCUCACCUAUCUUCCCUAAUAAGUAUAAAGUGUCUCUCUUAAGAGUUCAAAUUAUAAUAAAUAUGGGAUUGGCUUAGCAUGUUGAAUAUGGAAUGGAAGCCACAUGCUGGAUUUUCAUUCUUUAAUGCUGCAUAAUAGUAGUAACAUGUUUUUCUACUAUUAACUUUGCUUAUUACAGCAAGUACCAGGAAUGAGGAAAAUGAAAGCCUCCUGUAAUUGCUUUAUGUUUGCUAUGUGUGUUCUGCGGUAUGCUUGCCCAAACACCCUAACUAACUUUCACUGAAUGUAUUUGCUCGAGAGAUUUCUAAUCAAACCUCCCCUCUCUUUUCUUCUCCCCACAAAAGGUUGAAAAAAAUGAUGACAUUGACCAAAAGAUUGAACAAGAUGGCAUCAAACCAGAAGAUAAAGCUCAUAAGGCAGCCACCAAAAUUCAGGCUAGCUUCCGUGGACACAUAACAAGGAAAAAGCUCAAGGGGGAGAAGAAGGGAGAUUCCCAAACUACUGAUGUUGAAGCUGGUGAGAAGAAGGAGGAAGUCCUCGCCAAUGGCUUGGCGGAUGGCAAAGCUGCUAUUACAGAAGCUGCUCCAACUGAGAAUGCCCUGCCUGCCGAUGGCAGCAAAGGAGGAAGCACUCCAGCAGAUGAGAAGCAGGGGGAGGGCACAGCUGACACUGGUUCAGAACAACCUGCCACAAAGGCCACUACUCCCGCUGCCCCGUCGGAGGAAAAGUCCGCUGCUGUUGCCGCUGAAACGGAAAGUGCCACUAAAGCUUCUACCGAUAAUUCACCAUCCUUGAAGGCCGAGGAAGCCCAAGUCAAGGAGGAACCUAAACAAGCCGAAGUGCCUGCCACUGUCACUACUGCCGUUACCCCCACUGCUGCAGAAGAUGCUACUGCCAAGGCAACAGCGCAACCCCAAACAGACACAGCGGAGAGUAGCCAAACCGAAGAGAAGACAGGUAUGCUAACAAUAGCAAGGGAGGAAAGCUGUCUUGGAAAGGAGAUAAGAGUGGUGAUGUGUGAGCUAGGAAAUGGGGAUUAACAUUAGGAUUAAGCCACCAGUGGUCCUUCAUGAGAACAGGGCAGGUGUAGCUUUAAAGCAGGCAGCCAUCUAUCCUAAAUGAAAGUUGGCAGUUGACUGGCUCUGUGGUACUGCUCCAUGAUAGAGGAACCCAAUUUACAGUCCUUGGGCUUUGACAUGACCAGCAAGAGAUUUAUCUCCCUUGCUCUCCCCUGCAAACCUCAUAAGGAGGUUUCACCCAUAAGGAAAACAAACCUAUUUUCAAACAUUAUGAGAGAUACAUUUUAAGUGUUGCAAGAGAGAAGUUUCAAAAACUCUGGGCGCUCAAAAGAUUUUGAGCCUUGUCCACCAUGAUAGGGUUGGGUUGGGUGUCAUAACAUACCCACAGCCACCAGAUUAUACCAUUUAUAAUAAAGUUGCCAUAACAUCUGGCCAUUUCUGUCCAUGAUUACUGCAUUGCCUGAUAGAUCCACAACCCAGGGCAGCUGAUUUGAGGGGUGAUGAGAGAGCAGUAAAUGGUCAGCAAUUUAAUUUAUUGUUGUAUUUACACAUCCAAAAGGUGGGGAGAGGUGUUCAGGUGCCAGAAUAACUUGACCAGCUUUGGGUACUGUGUGUCUUGACUGGGCAGUGGGGUGGAGUGUGAGGUUGAGUAGUGCAAUUUACUGUUCUACCCCAGGCAGCAAACUGCCUUGGGCCAGCACAGAUUGAAUUUUUUAGUUUAUUUCAUAAAAUGCAUACACCGAUUGAUUGAAAAUCAACAACCACCACCCUCAAAGUGGUUUACAAAAGAUAAAACAGUAAAAUCAGAAAAUUUCACAACCAUACUUUUAAACCUACAAAAGUUAAAAUACUAAAAACAAAUUAAAAUCACCUCAACUUUCUAAGCAUCUGGGUAGGCUUGUUGGAACAAGAAUGUUUUUAGCAGGUGCCUAAAAGAGUACAGUGGAGACGUCUGCUUGAUCUCAAGAGGCACAGAAUUCCAAAGUGGGGGUGCUGCCACACUAAAUGAUUGAAUUCUUACUAAUGUGGAAUGGGUAUUGUGUGGCACUUGUAGUAGUGCCAAUUCCACCAAUCGAAGCUAUUGAGUGGGCACAUGCAGGGUAUAACAAAUGGACACAAAUGGCAAAAUGGCAAAAUGAUAGUGGUAAGGUCAGCUGGAGGUUUGUGGUGCAAGGGUGAUAAGGGGAAGACAAUAGGCUUUGGUGUGAUAACCCAGAAAAGGUGGCUUAUAAUUGCAAAAUCUGAAACCAGCAUAGGAAUUGUGCAGGUGGGCUCUAUACUGGAGACUUAAACUACUAGUGUUUCCCUCUCCCCAUCUAGCUCAAGCAUCCUGUUCUCAAAGUGGCCAACCAGCAGUUUUUGGGAAGCCGGCCAGCAGAACCUGAGCAAAACAACACUCACCCCACUUGUGAUUCUCAACAAUUAUUAUUUAGGGGCAUGCCACACAGCAAUUAUGGCUAGUAACCAUUAAUAGCCUUAUUCUCCAAACAGCAAUAAGCAAAUAGUAAAAUGUACAGCGUAUCAGGCAGAAAGAGCAGCCAAACUGAAAUGUAUCCAUUCCUCCUUGGGUCAUGUUUUCGUAUGGCUCGAUUCCAAAUGACUUCAAUGGAGAUGGGCCAGAGAUGAUUUUGAAUCACAGUUUCUGCCAAAUUGAUCUGUAAAUCUCAUGGGAAAGCAAUGUCUCCAGUACCAUAAAGCUAGUAAUCUAAAACUUUGAGUGGGAUGAACUGAAUAAGCAAGGACACAUAGGUUAUGUGUAUAAUAAACUUCACAAUUCUGGUUGACAAGGGUAAAUUAUUUUCAGCAGGAACUGAGCUUUUCUUGCUGGGGCCAGGGAGAAGAAAGAGGUGGGGGAAGGGAUGGCAUAGAAGAUGCUUAGGGGCAUUUUCAGUCAAUAGGCAUGUUGAAAGAGGCUGAAAAGCUCAUUUGCUCCCGUGUAGUCCAAUUAAUCUCUGUGGCACUGUGCCAGAGCAAAUGGGCAGUGGAAUAUGGUCUGUGAAUAGACACUGGGUGCAGAUGGCCCAUCCUCAACUAUGGCAAACCUUGCACGAUCCUCCACUGAGUUCUGAUUUAAAUAUUCCAUUCUUUCAUUUUCUGAAUCAACCAAUAGGCAGAGAGAGGCUUGUCUUGUAACAAUUACAGUGGCGCCAUACACAAGGCAAGCAUGGAAGCUUGGUUAUGCCAUGUAUCAGUUUUGAUUGUAUUAUGAAAGCACAGUGCCAUGUAUGCAUUGUGUUACAAUAAUACCAGUGUAACUUACUGUGAGGAGGCCAAGAAGCCUUAGGUUGCCCAUGGCUUGGCUCUAAAGUUGUCACUGAACUUCUCCCUCCAGUGAAGUUUUUCAUCAGAAAGAUAGCAAGGGGUGGGAGGAGAGGAACAAUGACAAAAUAAAAAACUUAGAUUCAACAGCCCAGUAAAUUGGCAACAUUGCUAGGUAGAACUGGUUCACCCAAACUAUUCAGCAACUUACGCCCUAAAUAGCUGAAAGAUUGCCUCCAUCCCUACAGCCUCUCUUGGGUAUUAGACUCAGGAGAGGAGCUUUCUUGGUAGUUCUGCCACCCUCAGAAGUGCAGGAAAUGCAGCCCAGGCUUUCUCUGUGGCAGCCCCUACAUUGGAACACCUCUCUGCAGAUAUGCAUCUUGCAUCUUCAUUAUACAGUUUCAGCCGUAUGCUGAAGACAUACCUCUUUGUCUUGGACUCUGAGAAUUCAGGUAUUUUUGUGGGACCCAUCCCCUCUAUAUUUGGGUUAAACUAUAUAGCACUGCUUUUGCUUCAGAUUGUUUUACUUGCCUUUAUAAUUGCAUAUAAAUUGUUUACUUCUUUUAUUUUGUUUAAAUUGUGUAAUUGUAUUGCUGUAACCUGCCCUGGGACCUUACAGUGAAUGGUGGGUUAGAAAUCCAAUAAAUAACAAAACAAAUAUUUGACAGAAACGGGCAAAUUUGGAUGCUCCUGAGCAGGCAAAACAUCUUCAGGUAUUUCAAGAGGAAUUUCCAAGGUUCCAUCUAGGAUUUAACACUAUACUUCAAUUCCAGGCUCUUUGAACAGUUCACAUGCCAGCCUGGAGAUCAUGCUCCAUUUCACACAGCUGACUCAGCUUAUUAAAACUAGACCAUGAAUUCUGCAACAAAACCUAUCUUUCCUUGAACAGAUGAGAAGUUUGAGGGCUUUCCUCUACCCUUUGGAUCAUAGUAGCAAAACCAUUGCAAAGCCAAUACAAAAAGUGAUAGGAUUGAUUAUAUUAGAAUGAAUUGUAGGAUAGUAGUGAGAAAUUGAUUGAGCUGAUUGAGCUAUUAGUGGAAAAUUGAUUGGGUUUUUUUUUUUGCUUGGAAUUAAGCUGAGCAAAAAUCAAUGUUUGCUUAGCUUAAUUGGCUCUAAAUUAACAUUGUCCAAACAUUUCAUAAAAUUGUGAAAUGAAGACAGGAAUAAAAAUGUGUGUGUCUACCGAUGAUGCCAUUUUGUGGGCCCUCUUGGAUACAAAGUGGAAUUAAAAUAGAUUGGGUGAGUGAAUAUUCACUUUCCCUUUAAACUAUAAUUGAAAGGCGAGCAGGGCCACUUAACUGCUUUCAUGGCACACCAUGAAAAGGUGCUUGCUCACCUCAUAAAUGCUCCACCCUACUGUCUCCACAGUCAGGUGCCUACCUUUAAUCCACUUCCCACGAAGUAGAUCCUUUCCUUCUCUCCCCUUAAUGACCUGAGGGUGCUCUAUGGUAUACACCAUGCAUUACUCUCUAAAGGGGCCAAUGACAGCUGGCUUGGAGUGUGAAAGGUGGACCUCAACUUUCGUAGGAAUUUCCUGAGUCUUCAUAGAGAUGCCUGACACUUGCUCUAAAAAUCGUUGGCAUUAUUAUUUCAGUGAGCAAAGGCUGGCACUGUAAUUGGUAGUGGAAGGCUGCCAACAAAUAAAUAAAUCUAGUUGGCUACAAGAUGGUAUCAUUGGCUGGCUAAUUUUCAAGGCACACUUGGCUCUCACUAUUACAAAAAAGUAAAUACAGGUCAGCCCACAUUUUUGCGGUGGUGUUCAUCUGGAAUAAAUCUUCCUAUAGUUACUGCCUCAAUCUUCUAAUUCAAGGACAUGAUCUCAUGGGUGACAUUGACAGUAGACAUACCCUUCCCUUUAUUUGUCCUAUGUUUGGGAAACCAUGAUGUCAUCUGAAAUCGAGCAGUAUGCAGGAAUUGCCUAGUGCAUUAAGUAACUGUAGUAAUCAAGAUAUUUCAGGACUUACAAUUAUAAUAAUCAUUUUUAUUUCUUAACAUCUGGCACAACUGAGCUGGAAUGUCUCUUGUGCGGGAUCCAUUGAAGCGAUUGAAACAUGCAACUUAUUCUUGUAGAGAUGUGGACAUGCACUGAUCUUUUACAAAAAUGCUUGCUUAAAACUGAUAUUGCAUAGGACAGGCAUCCCCAAACUCAGACCUCCAGAUGUUUUGGGGCUACAAUUCCCAUCAUCCCUGACCACUGGGCCUGUUAGCUAGGGAUGAUGGGAGUUGUGGUCCCAAAACACCUGGAGGGCCGAGUUUGGAGGUGCAUGGUAUAGGAAGUCCAGGUUCCCUCUCUUCUAUCCUGUAAAGAUAGUCCCUACAUUUGGAAUUUACUCAACCUUUCUCAUAUAAGGAUCACUACUGAACUUGGAAAAUGCAACUGCUUCCCCCUAAGGUUCAGAAAAUAGCUCAGUUUAUUCUGAGUUCCAUUAUGCUACUGAUGCUAUCUCUCUGUCAACUUGUGAGCCACCAGGCUACCUUGUUUGUGCACAUAACUUGCGCUAUCUCAAGGGGUGGGAUGGAGCCUUGAGUGAGCAUAGGAUUCUAACUUGGUUCCUCUCACACUUCAUGUCCACUGUGCAGGUGGUACUGCUCUUGUGUAAGGGCUCUACCAGGAUCAAUGUCCUUCCAAGGCCUAAGUAUCUCUGUGCUGGCAUAAAGAUUUUUACAGUGGCACAGUGAUGUCCUCUGCCAGAUCAUGAGGUCCUAUCCUGCCUGCUGGGCAUAAUUUGAAGAUAUGAUUGUUCUGAAAGUCACUGCAAAGUUAUCACAUAUAUACCAGCUAUUGCUCUAAAGCAAUAAAAGGACAAUUUCUGGUAGAUCACCUGGCUGGAAAAGGCCAGGUUUUCAUGUGACAAUGAUCUCAAGGGUUACAUAGCUAUCUGAAGAAGAAAGUAUGCCUCUGUACUCAGGAAAGUCAAAUUAUGCAUGUAAAGCUGGCAAAAUCUCUCUCUCUCUUUUAAUGUGGCACUGUAUCUUUGCUGCAUUGUUCUACAUUAAGGCUUUCUCUGUUUCGCCACGUUCUCAGGUUGUUUUAGGGGUCUGUAUAUCUCAAGAACCUAUGGAUAACUAUUCCAUUCUACUUUCAGUUUCCUGGAUCUCUGUAGAUGGUUUCCAAAAUGUUUGAAAAGCUCUAUUUUAUUUCAUACAGGAUAGUGGUAAAGAGACACAUUUCAGUUACUUUGGGUAUCACUUGUGCAUACAGGAAAUGUCAGUUGUAAUAUAAAAUGUAUGAAGAAAUCUAGUUCUAAUGUAACCAUUUUAUCGGAGUAUUUGAAACACCGUGCUUUGUAGCUGCUAUCACACUGAGCAAAUUUAGUGCCUAUUCCAAUUUCACUUGCAUUAAUCCAGAGAUCUAUGCACUGAUUUCUAUUAAGUGAGCAAACACACUGGCUCCCCUGUGAUGGCAAUGGAAGGAUUAACUAUAAUGUUCAAUCUAGCUAUGCAAUGUGUAAUUUCCUUCUUCACAAGCUCUGUAUAACAAGGGCCACAUGUAUGUCUAAACUUGAAAUCAUAUGCAACCUUGCAUUCUCCUGUGCAAUGAAAUCCAGUGUGGAACUCCUUGUUCUUCCCUGUUUGUUUCUGGUCAGGAAUGUUUAUUGGCUUUAUUGCUAAUUACGAAUGUUUUGCAAAUACUCCCUCCCUCUCAUAGAUUGCAUUUCCACUUUUAAUACCAAGGAGUGAUAAGUGCUUUCCCCAUAUUCUGGUAUUACAACUAGGGUUGGGCAACCUAUGAUAUUGCUGGACUUUCAACUGCCAUGAUCCCUAACCAUGCUGGCUGAUGGGAGAUGGUUUGUUUUAUUUAUGAAUACUUUGUAUUAUUAUUUGUGUAUUACUGCAGCAUUUUUAUAAUACUGUUAUUGUUUAACUUAACAACAUUUUUCAUCACCUUGUAAGAAAUUUUCUGAAAAGGGGACUAUAGAUUACUUAAGGAUGGGAUUCACUUAACAAACUGUGUCAACGGAAAUCCUGCACAUUGUCAGUGGUUUCUGCAAUGGGGCUCCCCACUCUCCUCCUCCCAUGCACUCCCCAUAAUUGGCUCAGGAGUGGGGUGAAGAACCCCGCCCCCAGAACCGCACAUGUAGGAGACGGGUGAUUGUUCCAUCUGGCAAGCUGCAACGCUUGCACAGACGGAACGACCACCACAGUGCUACCUUGAAUUUUACCCAGAAUAAUUAAACAGCAAAAGGUGGUUCACAGGUUCCCUAGUCAUGGCUUUGGACAUUUGGCAGAAGGGCUUUCCUGGUGAUUUGCUGACUGUUCCCAAGGACUUCCGGGACUUCCGGGGUGGCGCCAUCGGCAAUGGCGGACUCCCUCUGAUCUGGAGGGACUAGCUCCGCGCGAAACGGGUCUUUUCCGCUACGGCGAAGCGGGGACCCUUUUAAAAAUCACAGGCGGAUGAAGCCUGUGACCAUGGGACUCGGCGGGCACCCUUAGCGCCCCCCAACCCGCAAAGGAACCCACUAACGGGCUCCGAAGCGAAGAGGGGGAAGUGGCGCGGUGCUGAGAGUCAACUGCUUUUUCCGUGGAGCGAAGCCGCAUAGCCGUUGCCGGAGAGCGCUGCCUUUUUCCUGGGACAAUUUGGCUUCUAAAAUAAUCACCCGUGAGUACUUAAAUUUCGGACAAUUGGACUUUAAAUAAGGACUUGCGAGCAGAAAGGAAUUGGACUUAAAAAUUUACUUCAAUUUGGCACUGAAACGGGAAGGUCUAAACAGGAAGUCAGCCUUCCGUUUCUUUGUAGACAGAAUAAAGCAAAGACAACGUAAACUAGAGCUCAGAAAAUCGCUUCUAAAAGAUUAACUUUCAUCAUUUAAAAUUGUUGAACCCCCCUUCGGAAGCAGGAGAAGAAGGGGGAUCUUUUUUCGGACUGUUUAAACCUGCAGAAGUGAGUUUAAAGUAAAGUAACUUUCCACCGUCCUGAUCCUGGAGCGGGGUGUCAGGACUGAUGUUUGAAGCUCAUUGACCAGAGCUAAACGCUUUUGACAUAUAGCUAAAAGAAGAGAAACAUAGUGAUUCCACUGUUCCCUUUCACAUUUUAAAGGAACAAAUAUCGACAAAAUAUCUCAAAAAGGAAACUUUGUUGCUAGAUUCAUCCUUAAAAGAAAGAACAAAUAUAAGUUUUCCCCCUAGAGGGAGACUGUGAAACUGUAACUAAUUCCAGGGAGCUUGCAGCUGUUAUAGAUUACAAUCGUGGGAAAUAGACUUGUGACCUUGUAGGACAAUGUAUUCAGAAGCUCUGUUGUGUGCUCUCUGUAAAACAAAUGCCCUACUGGAACAGUUAAAUGAGAAUACUGGAUUUGAUGACUAAUGCGGUCAGAAUUUUUGAACAGGCAGUGGGAAACUAUAUGGAGCCCACCCAGGAAUUAAAUCAGGAGUGUGCCCUGACAGAACAGAUGAGAGAAGAGGAUGUUGCUGAAUCUUGGGCGCCAGAGAUGGAGGGAGCUGUGGCCCUGCAGGAACAUGAGCUUUUGGAUUUGACAAAUGAACUUGGAAAAAGCCAGAUUUGGAAAGAUAAGGUUUGGACUGGUUUGGAAAUGGGGGGUUGGAUAGACCCCCCUAUGCAGGGAUGUUUGGACUUUCCAAGUCUGGCAAUGGGCCGUGAGAUGUUUGGGGCUGUGGGGGCUCUUAAUCUUGGAGGGAUUCUGAAACAUGUUUUUAAAUACCACAUGGAGUUUAGUCUGGACUUUGGAAAAGGGGCUGAUUUGUUGAAAAGGGUCAAAAACAUUACUAAGCUGGAGUUCCCAUGAGUGAAAGGAGAAUAUGAAGAAGAGCUGCGGAAGGGACAUGGAAGAGACUUAAGGGCCUCGGAUAUAAGGUUACCAGGUUAAUGCGCUAGAUCAAUGGGAUAAAGAGGACUGACAAAACCCAGGACCAGGAGGAAGGGACGCUGGAUGAAGAUUGGAUUGUUUUUAUUUCUUUCUUUUUAUUACUAGGAUUGUUUUAUAAAAUUGAUGAAUGUUAGAAAAAUGUUGGAACGAAAUUACUUGGCUCUAGCAAAAAUGUCUAAAGAAUUAGGUAAGAAUAUUAUGGUUAUGAGAAGUUGGUAAAAAUAAGAGUUAAGUUUUAAGUUUUAAGGUUUUCUAUAAGAUAAGAUGAAAAUAGAUUAAGGUAAUGUAAUGACAGAAUAUUAUGAAAUAUGGAAAGGAUUUGCUGCGAUAAUUAAUAACUAGGAUACAAAAAAAGGGAGGAGGAGGAGGUCAAAGAAAGAAGGUAAUGAAAGUUGAGGAUUCGAGAAUGAUGGAUUUGUUUUUAUCUGUUUGUGGUGUAUUUUUGUUUUUUUGAAUCUACAUUGUUUGAUGUGGUUUGUUUUCUCUUUGUUUUCUCUUUUUUCUUUUUCUGCUGUGUUCUUUUCUGUAAUUCUAAAAAAAUUUCAAUAAAUAUCAUUUUUUUUUUAAAAAAAAGGAAGUCACAUGCUUCCUCCUCGGUCCCCUUUUAAAUUAUGUCUCUUAAUAAGGAGACACGGAACCAUUUAGGCUUUCCUAAGUCAGUUUUCUGCCUAAAGUAGAGUACCAAAUGAUGUCACUCAGCCCAUGUCUUAUUCCAGCUUAUUUGAGAGUCGCCAGGCACCCAUUCUGUUAACUUUUAGGAAUCAGGUUGAGACACAUUUACUCUCUCAGCCAUUUUAAUUGGAAGUAUGUUAAAAUUGGAAGGAUGCUAUGUUAGCUGUUGCUUUCACAUCUAAUUGGCAUUUAAUCAUCUCAAAUUUUGCUGAUUUUAAUUGUUUAAUUGUAUAUAUUAUAUUGCUGUAGUUACUCAGCUUUAUUGUUCAAUGUAAACUGCCCUGGGAUAAAUAUUAUGGAUACCAUAUAAAAGCCUUGACCGUCUGAAUGAAUGAAUGAAUAUUUUUAGAAUAUGUUAUUGCAGCACGAUCCCAUGUCUGUUCAAAAGUAAGUCCUAUUGAAUGAAAUGGGGCUUACUCACAGGUAAGUGAGGUUGGGAUUGCAGAGUUAGUUACCAUAAGUAUUCUUCACUGUAAAAAUCUCAUCUCUCAUCACCAAGAUCACCCUUAGAGAAAGCAACUCUCAUCAUGUAGCCCUUUUGUUCCAAAGGGGUUUUCUCAUCCCCUACUUCAAAGCCAGCUCUCAUCUAUCUUCCCCAGGUAACCUGAGCAGCAAAACAGACUUCAGCACAAAGAUGGAUUCUUCUUUAAAAUCUACGACAACAACAACAACCACCAGUCAAUGUCUCUAGCUUCCGCAUCCUCCUAGGAACCUGCAUAUUAAUUGCAUCCCAGUGAGGAAAUAGCUUCAAACAUGCUUGUCUCUGAUCAGCUCGAUCAAAGUUUUUGAGAGCUAGGGAUUGGGAAUUAGGUACUCUUUUAAUGCAGAAGAGCCAGCAGACUGGCUGGACCCAUAGAAAUGUUGUCCCACAACUUCUAAAUAAGGAUAGUUCAGAAGUUCAGAAAUCAUUCUCUCUACUGCUGUUUAUGCUCUGUGUCCUAAAGGGGGAUCUGUGCUAUCCCAGGUCCUGAUACUGGUUUUUGUUAUUGGUGGAAUGAACAUGCUGCCAUGUUAAUCAAAAUCUCUUCCAGGGAAGCGGAAAGGGGAACUGAUUUUUAACUUCAGGAAUCAUCUGGAAAUAUCUUCACUUCUAACAUAAGAUAACUUUUGCCUUUUGUCUAUCUGGAGCAUGCCCUCUCUUAAGAGUCGACAUUUCAUUUUAUUUCUUGAUUAUACUCCAAAUCUACUUUUCCUUGAACACGUUAACUGAAAAUAGUAAGGUCUUGCUUAAUUAAGUCUGCAUUGGGAUCUGGGUGGUUGUCAACAGGCUCAGUUUGCUCUGUAUGGGUGCCAUACUGCUUGGCUAGGCUAGUGAGAAAAACCUAUGGGACUCUGGUAAACUGGUAGACUUAGAAAUUGGCAAGUGAGGCCAGGCUCUCUACACCUUGAAACUCAGGUUGAAUUGCUGAUUGAGAAUCUUGUUGCUUUGUUAAUUGACCUAUGGGUGAGAGUUUCUGAAUUUCUAGCAGUGAUGGGGAAACUUUUUCACAAUUAGGGCCACAUGUCCUUCUGUGCAACCUUUCAGGGGCCACACACCAGUGAGCAGGGUGGGGCCAGGAGGAGAAGUGGUCAGAGCAAUGAAUGUAAUCCCUCCACUUUGUACAGUUGGCUAGUUUCUACACACAUGCACAUACCCUUCCUUGUUCUUUGACUAACCCUGCCUAAAAUUGUCUAUGCCACAGUGAAGUGGUUUUGUUCCAAGUUGCACACCAAUUGCAUGCUAGUCUUUGCAUGUUAGAUAUUCAAGAUCAAUCUGCAUUUCACAGUUUAACCAGACUGUUGAUAGAGAAUAAACAAGACAAGAGACUAUAGGAAUAUGUGCCUUGAAAUAAUGGAUACUUCUGAGUAGACAUGUAUAAGUUGAUUAAGCUGUAUAUCUGCCAGAAAGUGUCCAAAUGCAACUGGAUUUGUUUGUGUCAGCAUAUGAGUAGGGUGCCCUGGUUGGCCUAUCACCAGUGAGAACAGGUGACAUCAGAACAGGUAUUUCUAGCAUCAGAAGGGAGAGAUUUUUGAAACAGUGUUGUUGUUGUUUAGUCGUUUCGUCGUGUCUGACACUUCGUGACCCCAUGGACCAGAGCACGCCAGGCACUCCUGUCUUCCACUGCCUCCCGCAGUUUGGUCAAACUCAUGCUGGUAGCUUUGAGAACACUAUCCAACCAUCUUGUCCUCUGUCAUCCCCUUCUCCUUUCCCAACAUCAGGGUCUUUUCCAGGGAGUCUUCUCUUCUCAUGAGGUGGCCAAAGUAUUGGAGCCUCAGCUUCAUGAUCUGUCCUUCCAGUGAGCGCUCAGGGCUGAUUUCCUUCAGAAUGGAUAGGUUUGAUCUUCUUGCAGUCCAUGGGACUCUCAAGAGUCUCCUCCAGCACCAUAAUUCAAAAUUUGAAACAAUAAGACCAAUUAAAUAUCAUCAGACCUGUUAUAAUAUCAGCAAUAAGAUUGCCAACACCUGCAUUUCAAGCUAGUGUCUGAUAACUAUAUACCUGGAGAGGUUUGCCCCCCCCCACCACAAAAUAACCUACACAUGCAGCUCUUAAAAGCACAGAAUUAAGCUUUGAGAAGGCAGGAGAUAUAGUGCAUUGUGCAGACCUGAGAGCCUGUUGUGUACAGUUGAGAAAUGGCAAUGUAGUUUACAGCAGUAACACAAUCCCUUAAUACCAGCAUCUAAUAGGCUAAACAUUUCAGAUGAAAACCAAAAGCUGCUAGAAUAUCUUUUGGGAUUUUGUGCUCAAAGGAGCAAAUCCAUUAGAAAACAGUCAAGGUUAUAUGGGCUACACUUUGUAAUGUGCAUUUCCACCUGUUUCACAGCAUAAAGGUCCAUAGCGGAACAUCCCUGCUAAGUGCACCCUGCUAAGAACAUCUGUUUAUGGAAUAAUUCACAAGUGCCUUCCAAUUUGUGAAUGCCAGGGUCAGAAAAGUAAACAAACAAACAAACAAACAAACAAACAAUCCAGAUACUGGCCCGCACUUAUUCCGAACAUCUACAGCAGCUCCAUAAGCUUAGAUAGUCUUUCCAUGAAUACGGAAACAAGAGAGGCACAUGUAGUCCUUUGUCUUAUUGUAAAAUUGUGGUAUGGCAAUACAGUCCUUGUCCCAACUUUCAAUACAAGAUGAGUAAGUCCUAGUUAUCCCUUUAUUUUGUUAAAGCAAAAGCCCACCUUAUCAAAGGGGCAUCAUAACAUCAGGUUUCAGCAAAGCUGCUCUAGGAGACAGGUGACUGAGAAUAUGGUCUCAUUUUUUAGUACAUUACAGCUCCAUUAGGGUCUUUCAUGUGCUGAAAAAGGGCUUCAUAACAGAUUUUGAGAUUCAUUUAAGAAGAUACUGGGACAUACAAAUGCCCAUGGGAAAAACUGAUGAAUGGCUUUGGGGUGUGAGUUGCAUUGUCCACUCAGCUGCCUCUUGCCGCAUCAUGUAAGACUAGUAUACUGUUUAACAGAAGUAGCUGCUUUCUCUGUAAACCUUUUACACUGCUUCUGAAGAAUGUGGACUAACUUUACAACCUUAUAUAUACUUAGCUGAACAGAGUGGGCAAUACUUUUGAAUAGGCAUGCAUAGGAUUCCACUGUUAGUCUUUUUAAAAUAUGGCCCCAAGCACUUCCCUCAAUAAAUGGCAUACUUAAAGUACCUUAUGAAUCUCAUCAGAAUAGAAUAGUGUGAAUUCCAUGCUAACUAGAUUUUAAAAAUAGAUGGUUUUACUGGAGAAAGGCUAUAGCAGUUCUACAGAACAUCUGAUUUGCAUGUAGAAAGUCCUAGGUCCCCAGCAUUUUCAGGCAGAAACCCUGGAGAGUAGCUGCCAAUGACUAUAAACAAUGUUGAGUUAGAUGGACCAAUGGUCCACUGAAUUUCUGCAGAAGCAUUGCAACCAAAAAUUUGUUGCCUAUACCUAUAUUUUCUCACUAGAGCCUCUUUUGAUGUAUCCCUCAAUUCUCUGCCCUCCCUCCUCUCAAGAGGGGCCAGAACUAAUUAAAUGCACCUGUUAACAUGACUCAGAAGUAAUUACCAUGACAUUUUCACACCUGGGCUUCAAUGACUCAGCACAAGAGUUCACUAUUCCCUCUCUGGGCUUUUGGGGGUAGCAAUUAAUAUGUCUGGCAGAGUGGGUGUAUAAGGCCAUCAGAUGCUAGCAUUAAAACCACUGCCUUUGUAGCUGGGCAUGUGGGAGUUAUUCACGGAGGGAAAACAAUCUAAUUAAGGUUGUCUUAUGGAUCACCAUCCUGCCACAUCAUUCACAGAACUCAGUUUGUGUUUUAGGGGCCAAGUCUAGGGUGACCAGGUGAAAAAGAGGACAGUACUUCUGUACAUUUACUAGUUGGGAAGAAGACUGAAACUUGUUGUUGUUUAGUCGUUUAGUCGUGUCCGACUCUUCAUGACCCCAUGGACCAGAGCACGCCAGGCACUUCUGUCUUCCACUGCCUCACGCUGUUUGGUCAAACUCAUGCUGGUAGCUUCAAGAACACUGUCCAACCAUCUCAUCCUCUGUUGUCCCCUUCUCCUUGUGCCCUCCAUCUUUCCCAGCAUCAGGGUCUUUUCCAGGGUGUCUUCUCCUCAUGAGGUGGCCAAAGUAUUGGAGCCUCAGCUUCACGAUCUGUCCUUCCAGUGAGCACUCAGGGCUGAUUUCCUUAAGAAUGGAGAGGUUUGAUCUUCUUGCAGUCCAUGGGACUCUCAAGAGUCUCCUCCAGCACCAUAAUUCAAAAGCAUCAAUUCUUCGGCGAUCAGUUUUCGACUGAAGCUUACACCUGCUGAAAUUCCCUCUUCUGUACAGCUAUUUAAAGUAAAAGAGCUUUAACCAGGCCAACCUAACUUGGGCUCAGACUUGUAUGGGAUCUUCAUCACAGCUGAACAUGCCUUCCUGUUUUGCCAUGUUUGGCUCAACAAGAGACAGUGCAAAUGCAUUCAUUUCAAAUUCCUUACACCUUUCACGAUUUUGCUUUUUCUUCUUGAAGGACAUGUUGUUUCCCUUUGAGAAUUAUCAGAUGCAGGAAAUGAUCAUGGUGGGUAAGAGGAUUAAACCUCUUGUGCCAUUGUGUAUUUCCAUAAGUGCUUAUUGCAGUGUCUGAGGGCAGUGGUGGGUUUUCUGAGAUAUGCCCUUGGAAGCUGAGCUAUGUGAAUCAUUUGAUUUUGUUGAAGUUGGAGUGGGUGCAUUUUGUCUGUGUGGAUUGUAAACAAAGUGUGGUAAUUGUGUUGUGUUCUGGUUAAAGCCGCAAUCCUAUUACCUCUUACUUAGGAGUAAGCCCUAUUGAACUCAAUGGGAGUUGAAGUAGGAGGGACAGGUGCACUUCUUGAGCUAAUAGUAGCAUUGAAAGGAGUGAGUGUCAUCAUGAAAGGGUCUGAGUAGUCAUGCUUAAGACUCUGCUAUAAGUGCCACUAGAGCAGCUUUCUUCAAUUGAGUACCCACCAGAUGUUCUGGACUCCAUUUCCCAUCAGUCCCUGCCAGCAUAGCAAGUUGUCAGGGAUGAUGGGAGUUGUAGUCCAAAAGGUCUGGAGGAACUCAGGUUGUGAGAGCCUGAACUAGGGAGUAAUUUUAAACCAACCAGGGUUGGCAGCUGGAGCACCAAGAGCAGAAGAAUGGUAAAAAUAUAUUUGAAUGGACUUUCUCACUAACUGUCAAAGGACUGGUGCUCAAACUAUUACAGCUACCAUCACUACCACUUUUUUCACUGACAGCCCCAACAGAUAACUUACAGUUUGCAUGAACUACUGAGGUCCUACUGGAGGUUUAAUGUCAGGACCCUGUAGGGGCAAUCUGUUUUUGGAUGGGUAGCAGAUUUCAGUCUUAAAGUAUGGCAUUUUUAUUUAUAUAUUACUAAGGCACACUGACACAGAAUUAACUGCUAAAAAAAAACAUAUUUUAAUCCAUUUGCAUGGCAGAAGUCAAAUAACUCUGAGAGCUGAAGCAACUGAUUUUGACCUCUGCCAUCUUAACUGCAAGUGCUGGUAAUUAGUGAGAGGAGGUAGCUGAUGCUGUGUCCUCAUAAGCAAUUAUGUUAGUCAGUGAUAAUGCUUGCAUCCUUGACAAACUAAUAUGCUUGCAUGAAUAUUCCUAACUUCAUGUCACAGGUCUGGUCUGGUGUAUCUGUUGUUUGGUCCUUAACUGACACAUCCUACCAAGGUGAUACAAUUGCAAUAUGUUAAAUUAGAAACUAUGGAACGCAGCGACUAACUGGAUUUUGAUUUGAUUAUGUUAAUAACGAGUGAUACUUAUAGUCAAUCUGUCUCUCUGGUGGUACACGAAUGUUGUGUGAUUUCUUCACUGGCAUUACUGAAAACUUCAUGGAGGGAGGGUAGGGAACAGCCAUGAAUGCUUGGUUACUUUCUUGGCCAGAGUUGGUCAUUCAAGAGCAGUAAGACACAUGGCAGAGCACAGUAUUCCCAAAGCAUUGCACACUAUGCUAAUGGCUCUGUUACUGAGCACUGUGUUGGUUUGACAUUAAUGUUUUGGUAGUUCUAAGGGAACUUCUGACUGUUCAUACCUAUGUUAGUGUAGUUCCCUUUACACACAGCUGAGAUACGGAAGUCAUUUCCCCAUACUCCAGAAGCAUGUGGAUAUCACAGCCAUGUGGGCAUGGUUGAUUGUGUGGGUCAUCUGCUCUAGAUCAGUGCAGUAUUGGGGUGGAAGAGCCAAAUGACUGGCCUAUCCUUUGUGGGAGCAAUACAGUGCUCAAUAGCAGUGGAUUACAGCAAAGUAAUGUAGACCUAUCACUGCAUGUGGUGUGUGUCUGUACAUUUUCUGAUUCCAUUCCAUUCAGUUAUCCAAGGUCUAUCAGAAUCCGUUUAGUCACUGCUACCAAUACGAGAAUAAAGUCUGGAAAACAGCAGUAUACAAUAUUUGAGCAAGUAGUGGGACAAGUCUUUGAAUGAAGAAACAGACACAUAUUGACACAGUCACCUAUUAGUUCAUGCUGAGAUUGCUAGAGUGAUGCUUGGAAAACUUGAUUCUGUGAACAUCUUGUGCACUUGUUUCAAUUUUCUGGACCACAGGUAGUUAAAUGAAGAUAUAACACUACUGUACUGAUUUCACAUCAUUUCCCCCCUGCAGUGAAAAGAUUUUGUGGGUGGGUGGAGGUUUUGUAUAAAUAAAAGCAAGUUUGUAUGACAAGGUAUUGGACCAUUGGGUUGGGAUGCCCUGCUCUUUUUACAUAGGAGUAACUAAACCACGGGGAUGCGGGUGGUGCUGUGGGUUAAACCACAGAGCCUAGGACUUGCUGAUCAGAAGGUCAGCGGUUCGAAUCCCCGCGACGGGGUGAGCUCCUGUUGCUUGGUCCCUGCUCUUGCCAACCUAGCAGUUCGAAAGCACAUCAAAGUGCAAGUAGAUAAAUAGGUACCGCUCCAGCGGGAAGGUAAACAGUGUUUCCGUGUGCUGUUCUGGUUCGCCAGAAGCGGCUUAGUCAUGCUGGCCACAUGACCCAGAAGCUAUACACCGGCUCCCUCAGCCAAUAAAGCGAGAUGAGCGCCGCAACCCCAGAGUCAGUUGCAACUGGACCUAAUGGUCAGGGGUCCCUUUACCUUUAACUAGCAAGGGCUCCCCUUAAUUAAGCUUGUCCUUAGAUCAGGAGGAGGAGAUCUCUCUGUUUAUCCUCCCCCCUUUUUCCUCUCAACUAUGAAAACAACCAGUUGACUCUUCUCUUCCUGAAACUUGUUUUAGUGCUAUUGCAAGUCUGUGUGUAUCUGUAGAUACACACUGAGGUGAAAGGAGGUCAAGCAAGCCUAUCUCUUGGAUUGUUGGCCAAUUUGCAGAGACAGGCAAAGUCAUCUUGGCCACCUCCUUUAUAUGAGAGAUAUAGGUUGGUGAUGGAGCACCGUCUUUUGAAAAACCUCAUAGCUAUAGGUUAUCCAGAACAUCAGAAACCAGAUGUUCUGGUAUGCUCCUUGGAGCAACAUUUUAGGCAUCCAUUGCACAGUAUUUAGUGAGAAAAUAGCAACAGUGCCAUCUGCUGAUAAUUAAGGAACUGCAGCUAUUGCUCCACUCAUUGAGGCCUUCAACAGUUCUCAUGUUCAAACAGAAUUCAUUAAUCAAGUAAUUUUUAUUAUAGAAAUCCUGUACACAAAAGGGGAAAAAAGGAUUGCAGUGGAAAAGCAUCUGCUCCUUAUGACCACGUGCUUUGUAUAGCAUUUAGAAAAAUACAGGGUGCUGAACUUUCCUCUUGUAAGUUACAAAUUGUGAGAUUUUUCCCCAGAGGUGUAGCAAUGUUAAUCUCUUGCAUCGAAAACACUUUAAAGACAUUGAUGUGUAAAUAAGCACAUGCAGUCGGCAGCCCACAUGGUCUUAAUAUUAUCAUUUUAAUAUUGCCAUAAUCAUUAUUGAUAUAUUUCAUCAGGAAGGCAGGUGAGAGUCAAUAAUAAUAAAUUACUAUUAUUAUAUUUAUACCUCACACAUCUGGCUGGAUUGCCCUAGCCACUCUGGGUGGCUUCCAACACAUAUGAAAACAUAACAAAACGUCAAACAUUAAAAACUUCCACUUACAGGGCUGUACCAAAUGGUUUCUGCCUUUAGUUUGAGUAUUAUACAAGCAAUCUUUGAUUCAGGAGACAAGAUGGAACUCUAAUAAUUACAUUAAAAUGGUAACAAUGGCACAAUCUCUCUCUCUUUUGUACAGAAAAUGGAAAAAUGGAUUCUGGAUGUCAUUUUAACACCCAUCCCAAUUUUGUCAUUUUCUCUUGUAGGGAUCAAUACCAUCUCAUAGCAUGAAUCCUUCCCCACCUCUUGUUUCCAUGGCAACGCCUAGCAGUCAGGAUUUUAAGGCCUACUGAAGGAGUGCCACACAUACUUAGGUGACUCAUAAAUGGCAUGCUGCUUUUUGACUAUGGAGCUGGAAGACUACAACUGAAGUGGUAUUUCGGGGCAAGGUCAUAACUAUUUGUUUGGGUCCAGCAUUCAUAAAGGACUGCCUCCUUCAGCCUUCCCAGACCCUCUAAGUGUCCAUUUUCCAAGGACAGUCCCGAAUUUACAGAAGCCAUCCUGGUUUCUGAUUUGAUCCCAGAAUGUCCAUCUUUUCCUCAGGACAUCCCUAUUUUCAUCCUGAGCUAAGGAGAUAAGUAGCUAUACAACCUUUAGAAGACAUCUGAAGGCAGCCCUGUAUAGUGCAGUUUUUUAAUGUUUAAUUAUGUUUUUAUAUGUUGGAAGCAACCCAGAGUGACUAGGGCAGGCAUGGCCAAACUUGGCCCUCCAGAUGUUUUGGGACUACAAUUCCCAUCAUCCUGUUAGCUAGGGAUGAUGGGAGUUGUAGUCCCAAAACAUCUGGAGGGCCAAGUUUGGUCAUGCCUGGACUAGGCAACCCAGCUAGAUGGGUGGGGAAUAAUAAUAAUAAUAAUAAUAAUAAUAAUAAUAAAGUCCCUAUUUUCAUCAGAGAAAUGUUGGAGGGUAUGCCUUCCUGCUACCUAAAAUCUAGUAGUGAGGCCCUUAUUUGUGUCCCAUAGAAGCACGGUUGGCUGUGAUAAUAGUUAGGGCUUCUUCAUUGGCUGAACGCAAACUGUGGAAUACCUUGUCCCAUGAAGUUUAGGUGGUCCAUCUUUAAUCACCUUCUGCUGACUAUUAAAGACUUUUUAAAAAAUCUGUUAUGCAUGCACACACCCAUAAAAUGUAUAUUGUAGGAAGCAUCCCACAGCUAUUGAAGAUUCUUUUUGUCUCAUUUUGGUAAACUUGUGUCGACUUCAACUGUGUAAAAACAUUGACCAGUCCUUCAUGGAGUACAGCACUUGAGACUGCAUUCACAUUAGUACCAGUCUUCACAUACUUCUCUCAGAAAAAAAUUGAGAGUUUAAAAAUAAGCACUCCAAAGGGCUAGGAAAAAAAAAAUCUUUGCGGAACAACCACAUGGGGUAGAAAUAGCUUUUUAAACACUUGUACAUGCAACAUCUCCUUGCCAGCUGCCAGAUGUCAACCCACAGCUGGAAACAUAUCCAUGCCUGCAAAUUCAAGCUGUGAAAAACACUUCACAGCUGUAGUUAUGGUAAAGUCAGAAUCCAUACUUGGUAGGAAUAUCAUGCAGGUGCUUCUGUCUGGGAGAACGGAUCUUCGGAAGGCUAUAACCCAACCCACCCGCACACAUAAAAGCACUUAGCACAGAAAGCCUCUUUUGAAUCAUUUCCAUCUUGGCAGAUUUCAGAUCCCUAAUGUUUCCUGCACUCUGUGGACACACUCAAAACAACAUAUGCCUCAAGUGACUGUACCACAGAAGGUGAACCACAUACUGAAGGGUGACGGCAUGCUCAUUAGAAUCACAUGCUUCGACAAUCAAACUGUUCUUGAAACAAUUAUUCCACUUGCCUCUGAACUUUUCUGACUGAACUUUUCAGUAAAUGUUGUUCUGCUGCAUUCUGGAUUCCUCCCUCUUUUUUGUUGUUGCUGAUGACACAUUACCACAGUCUAUCAGAGCUUUUAUUUUUUUAAGGUAAAAGCCCCAAAGAACAGUGUUCAGGGUGUACUAUAGUCUUAACAAGCCAAGAUCUAGCACAGGGAAUCAGAUCUCAAAUUUUAGCUGUGACCUGUGCAAUGCUAAAAUGUGGAACCCCCUGCCUCUCAUGCAAUGUUCUACAGCAUUGUUGUGGCACCCCCUUUAGCAUGGUGCCCAGUGUGACUGCACCGGUUGUGUUACUCUAAAACCGCCUCUGGUCAAGGUUCACGAAAUGUACCAGAAGCAAAGGUGAGGAGACCCCACAGUCAAACAAGCCACCAGAAUUAGAGAGAUGUAUUGCUUCCUAGACUACUACUGCCAAUCCCCAGCUGCUAGUGGAAAAGGAAUUUCAGGGGUAGUUUACUCAUGAGUAGAACCCCUUACUCACAAACCACAUGAUGACUCAGGAUCCAUAGACGCAUGCUGUGAUGUCUCUUUUAUGCCAGAGCCUUUUGUUACUUGUGUUUUCAUGGACCAUGGGAUAACUCCACCUCCUCUGACAGCUCCAAGGGUUCCUCAGCUGGUCCCACACUGGAGGGCUCCACAACCUGCCCUUGACCUGUGGAGUGUCCAAUUUGUCCAUCAAGAACUCGGCAUCAGGACCAGGCAUGACAAACAUUAGGAAAACAUACCUAACAGUGGAGCAGGCUGCUUCUGAAAGUGAUGGACUUGCCUUAGCUGAAGGUUUUUAAGCAUAAACUGGAUGGCUGCCUGUCAGGGACAUGAUCAUUCCAUCUAGCCUUAUAGAUCUUGCAUUGAACAAGCUCAUCAUCCCUGACCACUAGUCUUGCUAGCUAGGGAUCAUGGGAAUUACAGUCCAAAAACAGCUGGAGACCCAAGUUUGGGAAACACUGGACUAGACAAUCUCCAAAGUACCAUCCAACUCUUAUUGUCAGCAAUUAGGUAGAAACACGCAAGGGAGAAGGGUGAGGAUGGUGGACCAGAACACUGUCCGUUCCCCCAAGUCAUCACUUAUUUUCUUUUACCUCUGAGCUGCCCUCAGAGCUACAGAGCUGGCCAGAUUUGGCUCAGGGGCUUCCAAGUGGAGAUUCUUCACCUACAAGUCCUGCAUGUGAGUGAAUCUUUGGGUUUCAUCCAUGAGCCAUCUCCACACACUACGCUGCCUCUUCGCAGCUCUUCCAUGCGCUCCCUUAUCUGCUGACUGAAAUAAAACAAGCACGCUGAUGAAAUGUGUCUUCAGGAUGAUAGAACCGCUGUUGGCGGAGUGCUGUGUUAUUUCCUCUGGAGCCGGAGAGAGUGAGUGGUGGGAGGGGGAGGCAAGCAUUCAACAGGGAGACUUUCCCCUCCAAAUAGCCCUAAAUGUACCUGACAGUCUGCCAUCCCCUCCCUGGGGUCUUUCUUUAGGUACAAUUAAGGUUUCUGUGCUGGUGGAGGAAGCUCUGGUGUUACUGUGUGAGCAUGGGAGAAAGAGAGUGGGAGAGAGAGAGAAUGAGAGUUGGGAAGGAUGGAGAAAUGAGCAGCAAGGCGUAUCUCAGGCAUUUUGUUCUGCUGCCUGGGAUAUUCAUUCUCUCUCUCUCUCUCUCUCUCUCUGCUGAAGGUAGCUGUGGAGAGAGGAAUGGGUGAGCUCGUCUUUCCUCCUGUGAAUGCAGUCGUAACAGGGUUGAGGCAUCACAUUCACAAAGAGCAUCACUCUCUCUCUCUCACCUCCCUCCCACCACCACCAGCAGCCCCCUUGAGUGAAUUCUCUGGAGAGACAUUACUGCUUUUGCCCAUCAGCCAAAGUUGGAGGGUUUCCAUGACGACCAGGCAGCUGGUGUCUAGACACAGUGAGAGAUGCCUUGCAAUGGAGCUGUGGUGCUCUCGCUUCCCUUCUCAACCCCUUACAUACAAAAGCACACGCCCUGUGUUGCCUCCCUCCUCCUCGCCAUGUACUACACACACACACACACACACACACACACACACACACACGAUGGUGUUUCUAUUCCACAAUCUUUAGCAAGAGGAAAGGAUGGUGCAAGAACACCAAACGGAGCCUCCAUCUACUCAGAUUAAUGAAGUCAGGAGGAUGUUGCUUCGAUGGAUUUGGAGAGUGCUUAAUUGGGUCAGGAAACAGCAAGCAUCUCUCAGGAUAGCACAAAGAGCUCCCUACCUCCCUUCUGCUCUUCUGUUAGGUUGAGGAAAAUAGGUACAUUAGAGAACACUUUUGUGUGGUGGGUGGGGCAGGAAGGAAUAAAGUGUGUAUAAUAUACAUUUUUUGGGGAGCAUACAAGGUAAUUCCUAAAAUACUGGUCACCUGAAGUACAGUUAGCCCAAGACGAUGCAUUUCUUCUGUGACAAUCAACCUGUUUUAUUGAAUUUGUUAUUUUCAGCUCUUUAUUUGCUUUACUUUUAAAUAUAUUUUUAUUCCCCCUUUCUGCCAAGGUGGUUUGCAUUUUAUAACCAUAGCUUCUAAUCAAAGAGACAUGAUACAGAGUUGGGAGGUUAGAGGAAGCAAAGCAAAUUCAGACAACAGUUUUUCAUAGUGGUUGCAUAAUGAACAAGACAAUCCUAUACAUGCCUACUCUGAAGUAGGUUCUGUGGGACUUACUGCACCUAAAGUGUGCAUAGGACCACAACGAAAGCUAUAGAAGGAUCAGGUGAGAUGGGCUUUCUGGAGAUGCUUCCUGGAGAGGAGAAGCUAAAUCCAGAAGUGGCUUUCUGGGUGGGGUGCAGCCACAAUGCUACCUUCCUGGUAUGUGCGCCACUGCUGUUUUCGAGGAGGGAGGUGGGUGGGAAAUUUGUGCAGUGCAGACACAUCCGCAGGAAUCAUGGAUUGGCUCCACGGGUGCCUUUGCACCACACUGACGUUCCUGCCCCUCCCCUUGCUCCCAACAAGCAAGUAGCCAUGUUGGCUAUGCUGUGCUUCCAUAAUCAGAAACAUUAAUACAGGCUUUACUGAUGUUCUUAACAGUGACCCAGCUGCCAGAAAGCUAGUGUUGCAGCUCCAUCUCACCUGAAGAGCCCCUUCUGCCCAAAUCCCCAUUCCAUCUGAAAGAGAUGUAGCUGUGUCGGUGCUGAACUAGUUCCUGCAGGUGGUAAUGGGCUGGAUAAGGCCUGAAAACAUUAAAGCUGACAAGAUGGAGGUUCUGUUGUAUGUCCAGAAAUUGGGUGUUUCGCUUGUUCUGGAAGGAAACACACUCAUCUUAAAUGAGCAAGUAGGUAAUCUGUGGUUGCUCCUAGAUCCAUCUCUGUCACUGGAGGCCCAGGUAGCAUUCAUGGCAAGCAGUGUGUAUUUCCAUGACCACAGGGUUGCAUGCUCCAAUAACUUCACAUGUCAAUUCUUAUAAUCUGCUACAUUGGGCUACACUGGAAGACAUACCCUCCAACAUGACGUGGCCCAAAACUGGGGCACCAUAUUCUGGGUCUGCAGUUCCACAUGAGUCACAUGACCUGUGCGAGAUCAAGGCCCCACAAAAAGCAUUUUCUUUUCAGGUAUGGUGCCAUGCAAAAUUGCUGCCCCCCAAAGGCGCCAUGCCCGAAAAAAGUGGGGCUCCAUUUAAUAAAUUUGUAGAGCACUAUUUGAGAUCCUUUAACUAGAUAUCCUGGGAUUGAACCUAAGACAUCUGUGUGCCAAACAUGCGCCCCAUUAUUGAGCAGUAAUAUUUCACUUUUCUAAGAUGCUAUAUCUCCUGAUGGAGAAAUAGCUUUCCUUUCUCGAUGGAGGACCCCACCCCCACUAUUUUAUUAUAUGUUGGCAUAUAAAUGCUUUUAUAAAUAAAAUGAAUAUAUUAUUGACAUUAAUUUAUUAGUAGCCUGCUAUAUAAUCAUUUCAAGGUGAUGAAGAAUAAAACCAGAAGAAAAAAAACAGCUAAAACCACAUAAAUAUAGCAUUAAGUUCCAAUUUUAAUCAAUUCUUAAAGGGGAAAAAAUCAUCUAAUAUGUUGAUGCCAUAAAACAUCCUGGCUUUCCAUUACAAAAUCUCACCAUUAUUAUUUCUGUAGACUUUGGUAUACACAAGCAGAUAUCCAGUGGCCAUUUAAGAAUGUAGUGUUUAGUUAAUGUAGCUCCAUUGAACUUGGCAGAGCCAUUAGCCUGUUUGUUCUUAAUUACCAUGAGAAACAAAUCAUAUUGGGUUAUGUGAGAAAUAUAAUUGACUUAGGUUCUUUCCAAGGCCUUGGCUUUCCCACUUCUUUUCUAGAUGUGCUGCAAUCGUAAUUCACCAAACAAAAGAUAGUUCCUAGAAGCAAAUAUUUUUCAAACCAUGGGUUAUGAAGCUGGCUUGUUUAACUAGCCAUUUUUUAAAGCAAACCAGGAUUCCUGGAUUAUAAUGCUAAAUUUGCUCUUGGAAAGUUAAACGUAACUAGGAGAAGUCUUCCUGGAUGCAUGGGAUGGGAAGGGAAGGGGGAAUACACCUGCCUGACACUUCACUUGAGCUCUUGGGAGGUUCAUCAACAUAAUGCUAAACCAUAGUUUAACAUUACAUGUGAAUGCAGCCAUUAGCUUUACUAGUCCUAGGCAAAUACAAGGCUAGGAACAGAUGAAUGCUCACCUGAUGAAAUGUGGCUAGAUUUGGCCCACAGAUUUUCUAAUGGAAAUCUUGCCUCUAGGAAAGUGAAGUUCAAUUGACUUCCAAGUUGCUGUGCCUUAGAUCCAGGGAUAAAAGCACUGUUCUACUUUCCUAAUGGUCAGAGCAAAGGUCAAGGUGGACGCAAGCCAAUCAAGUGGUUGAUGUUGAGUGCCAAGGGAAUUGUAAUGGCUGUUUCCGAGUGAGCAGUGUCAACAAUAAAUAUGAAAACCAUGAAGGACAAAUCCUCUGAGGCUGUUGGAAGGAAUCUAGAGUGCUGAUAUGAUUUAUUUCUACUGGCACUGUGGUUGAUCAUUUAAAGAUCCCACAGAUAUAAAAACAAAACCAUAAGCCACCAGCCACAAAAAGAAAGUAAGAUCAGUGGCAAUGUGCUGUUGUCUGCUUCAAUUUAAUUAAUCCUGGCAAGUCAAAGAGGACUGGGCAGAUCCCAAGAGACUGUCUUUUACCCAGAAAUCCACUCAACCUAAUUUCACCAAUGUAGGGCAGCAGAAGGACUUGGCGCUCAGCCUACAGGCCAUUAGCACAUAGUGGAGAUGGAGACAGCUGGGAAUGCUGCCCUCAGUUGGAACUGGUGCCCCCCCGCCUGACUCAGUUUUAUAGCAACCAAGUUUGUAUGUAUUCACAGCACUCAUUCAUUUCCUGAUAAAUGAAUGUGUACAUCCUCCUUGUCCUUUCAAGGAACUACAAAGUGCACCAAGAAGCAAGGUUCUUAAGAAGCUGUGCCAGCAGGAUUUUGCCUUAUCUGCUGAAGGCCUCUUUGUUUCCUGUAGUAUGGUACAGAAGAGUGCUGGUGAUUCCCAGGUGAAGGAAGAGCAUUGGUUAUUGGAAUCUCCAUGCACUAGAAAAAGUAAACUCUGUGUUAAUCACCUAUCAAGUUGUUCCUUGGUGCAGAGAGAAAAUGUUGAGAUUGCUCGAACUGGGAAUGGGUGGGGAGGCAGAAGUGGGUAUUGAAAGUAAAUGUAGAUUACUGCAUUGUUGGGAGUGAAAGCUAAUCCAGAGUGCCCAUCAUUUAUAAUUCUUCCACAAACCAUGGUUUGGGAAGCAGUGUUAUUAAACCACAAAGGGAUAAGAUGAACUCUCCUGGAUCAGACAAUGGUCCAUGUAUUGCAGCUUGCUGUUUCCAACUGUGACAAAGAGGAAGUCCGUGGAAGGGCUAUUAGAGGCAGACAGACAGAGGAGGAAGUCCAUUUUCCCUGAAUGUGCAAGGACAUUGGCCCACCAAAUUGUAAUUCUAUGCAUUUUCAACUAAAACCCAAUAAUUCUUUUCUAUUAAAAGUCUCAUGUUCCCAGGUGAACUGACAUGAAAAAGUCCUGCAUGCCAAAAUGAAGGGAUUUCCCAAAGGCCAAAGUUACUUUGGAAGAGCUGUCAAUGGCACCAGUGCAAGUAAUGCCCCUUUGCUUUGGUUCAGGGAAGCCUGGCUUUUUCUCACUUCAGUCUUACAAACCUGAUCUCUUCUGACUAAAUGUUUCUGUCACCCAGAUCACUUUCUAGUUUUUUUUAUUUAUCUGCAGUUGCUUCCAUUAUUAUUUUGGUCUUUAGAGGUGACCCAAUAGUAAUAGCUUAAUUUUUCUAUUAUACUGUAUAUGCCCUCUGUAUCCAAUCCCUUCUGCCAUGCCCCCUCCCCUGCUCUAUUUAAUUUUGCUCAGUGUAAUUAAUUAAUUCAGCGUAACUAUCACUCCCAGUUUCAUACAGUCAUCAGCUUCUGUUGGAAUCUCCAUUUCUCCCAUAACUAUGCCUAGAAAGGAUAAAGAAGUCAGCAAGGCAUGAGACUAGGACAUGUAGUAUGGGGGCACCUAAGUGGGGUUCUUCCCAAGCCACCCCCUUCACUGGCUCUGCUUCACACACCUCUUUGAAUGUGUCAUUGAACUCUAAUAAUACCUUUUGUGUGCCUGGAUGCAGAAGAAAGAGACAGUUGUGUGUAUGUGUGUAGAAACUAGCCUACUGUACAAAGAUAGCAUUUAGAUGCAUUGCUACACAGACACAGACACACACACACACACACACACACACACACACACAAACACAUUUGCCUUUGGCUCUGCCCACCUCUGCAAGAAGGGGAAAUGUUUUUUUUAAAAAUACUGUGGCCUUUUAAAUGUGUUUAUGGAAGGGGGUUGUUGGUCUGUUUUUAUUAUGUAUUUUGUGUUCUCAUUUUGCAUUUUUAUGUUGUGAACCAUUUUGUGAUCUUCGGGUGAAGGGCAGUAGACAAAUUUAACAAAUAAUAAUAAUAUGGCACUUGGUCUUGCUCACCUCCUAUAAAUUCAGAAACUGGUUCCACGUCAAGUUACAAAGCAAAAGGAUUCUGCGUUGCCAAUUUCUAAGACUAUUGGUCUACACAAUUUCUAAAUCCAUACACACACAAACACACAACAGCUAGGCCCAGGAGCUUUCUAACCUGCAUAGAAUUAGUGUACUGAAGUUCCUUUAUAACAAGAACAAGUAAUGUGUGCCUCACUCAGUCAUUCAAGUGAACACGUAGAGGCUUAAAGUGGAGAGGGGAUGAGGUGCACAUGAAAGCCCCAUUUCCAGAGUUGCAGAGAUCAACUGGAGUCCUCCAUGCAAUCAGAAAAGGGGGCUCAAUAUGCUUAGAACCCUGAUAGCACGUGUUCAGCCAAAUGUGCUUAGAAGCCAUCUUUGGAACUUUCCCUACUCAGGUCUGAAAUGGAGCCUUCACAUGGGGGGGCAUUGGGAGGGGGGCAUUCCGCCAACCCAAAUCUUCAAGGUCAUUCACUUGAACAUCCAAAUAUGGCUCUCAACCUAAUUUUUCCACAAGUUUCAAUGUGUGAAUCGAGGUUGGAUUUACAACUUUGCGUUUGUAUACCUUUCAGAUGCUGUAGAAGAAACCAAACCUUCUGAAAGUGCCCAGCAGGAAGAAGCGAAAGAAGACGAGAGCAAGGCGGACCAAGAAAAUGCCUGAACAUUAAGAAAUGACUCCCUGUUGCCCUGUGCUCCCUUCCUCUUUCCCCGUAUCUCCCCUCCCUCCCUCGUUCCAAUCUCACCCUCUCCCGCUCGCCCUUGGGCUGAGGCUGUCUGUCUUCCUUGUCCCCUCCGCGCCCCCCCUUAACCCUUUUUCUCUCUGUGUGGCAAACAUUUAAAGAAAAAAAAAGCAGGAAAAAUCCCAGUCAAACAGUGUGGCUUAAACAUUUUGUUUCUUGGUGUUGUUAUGGCGAGUUUUUUGGUAAUGAUGAUCCAAUCAUUUUGGGAAAAUUCUUGCACUGUAUCAGAAUUGUUUGAUCUGCGCGUGCGUGUGUUUGUCUGCCCACCACGAGUGCGCUCUCUCUCUCUCUUUCUCCUUCUCCCUCUCUCUCUCUCUCUGUUCCAAGUGUGUGCGCAAUGUUACGUUCAUCUGAGGAGUCCAAACCUAUUGAGUGAGUUAAGGAAAGGGAAAAACAAAACAAAAAAGAGAAUGAACAUUUUUCUUUUCUUUUCUCCCCUUUUCAAUGUGAUGAUGAUGAUGAUGGUGGAAUGAACUAAAGGAGGCAAAACAAACAAAGCAAAAAAGAAAAAAGAAAAAAAGAAAAAAAAGAAAAAGGAAAACACAGA